This is a messenger RNA of Pelobates cultripes (western spadefoot toad), 45659 nucleotides long. The record is from the annotation of a GenBank genome assembly. Lineage: Eukaryota; Metazoa; Chordata; Amphibia; Anura; Pelobatidae.
GUGAGGAGGAAGGAAGGAGGGGCCGGAGCACCGAGUAAAGGGUUGCCUGAAGACCGAAACAGGGAGCCGGCACUGGAAGGGGGAGAGUCCAGGCCCUAACACCUCAUCAACACACCCGGUAAUUAAACUCACCUUCUCUAUAGCAACUGCACGUCAUAUGUACUGUGCUCCAAUCACGUGUGUUAUAUCUGCUCUGUAAAUAAUCUCUCACUGCGGGGGGGACAUCCCUCUAUAAAACAUAACACUCUCUAUAUAUAACCUAUACCUAAUACUGCUAAUAUAACUCUAUUACCUGUAAUAGACAUCCCUCUAUAAAACAUAACACUCUCUAUAUAUAACCUAUACCUAAUACUGCUAAUAUAACUCUAUUACCUGUAAUAGACAUCCCUCUAUAAAACAUAACACUCUCUAUAUAUAACCUAUACCUAAUACUGCUAAUAUAACUCUAUUACCUGUAAUAGACAUCCCUCUAUAAAACAUAACACUCUCUAUAUAUAACCUAUACCUAAUACUGCUAAUAUAACUCUAUUACCUGUAAUAGACAUCCCUCUAUAAAACAUAACACUCUCUAUAUAUAACCUAUACCUAAUACUGCUAAUAUAACUCUAUUACCUGUAAUAGACAUCCCUCUAUAAAACAUAACACUCUCUAUAUAUAACCUAUACCUAAUACUGCUAAUAUAACUCUAUUACCUGUAAUAGACAUCCCUCUAUAAAACAUAACACUCUCUAUAUAUAACCUAUACCUAAUACUGCUAAUAUAACUCUAUUACCUGUAAUAGACAUCCCUCUAUAAAACAUAACACUCUCUAUAUAUAACCUAUACCUAAUACUGCUAAUAUAACUCUAUUACCUGUAAUAGACAUCCCUCUAUAAAACAUAACACUCUCUAUAUAUAACCUAUACCUAAUACUGCUAAUAUAACUCUAUUACCUGUAAUAGACAUCCCUCUAUAUAACAUAUAGUUAAUAUUAAUAUACUAUAACUCUAUUACCUGUAAUAAACAUCCCUCUAUAUAACAUAUACCUUACACUGCUAAUAUAACUGUCUGUAAUAAACCUCUCUAAUACCUCUUAUGACAUAUAUUACUGAUAUAGCUAAACUCUAUCUAAUACUAUAACUGUAUUACCUGUAAUAAACACCCCUCUGUAUAGCCUAUACCUAAUACUAAUAUAAUAUAACUCUAAUACCUGUAAUAAACAUCUCUAUAUAACAUAUACCUAAUACUAAUAUAAUAUAACUCUAAUACCUGUAAUCAACUUAUCUCUAUAUAACAUAUACCUAAUACUAAUAUACUAUAACUCUAUUACCAGGUAAGACGCUGGGGCUAAAACAAAAUUUGUAAAAAUUCAAUAUUUAAAAAAAAUUAUAAUUAUAUACACACUGCAUCCACUACACACACAUAUAUUCUUGAAAACUUAAAAAAUUCUGACUGUCAUAUAUAUUUUGUGCAUUUACCUUAAAUAAUAAACAUGUUCAGUUAACAGUAGAUUUGUGUAGAAAUACAGAAUAUCGGUAAGUUAUCGGCUAUCGGCCUGAAAGUUCACAGAUUAUCGCUAUUGGUAUAGACUCUAAAAAAAAUCAAUAUCGGUCGAUCCCUACCUAUUAUUGCAAAUGUGGAGUAUGUGUUUUAUAGCACCCCUACAUUGCCUGUAGUAGACAAACUACUGUUACUCCUAGUACAGAUUGUCCCUAACCUAAACAACACUAUUACCUCUAACCUACAUAUACACAUUUCAUAUAGAAUCACUCUAUUACUACUAGUAUAACACAACUCAGUUACCCUCAAUAUACUGUGCCUCUAUUAUUUAUGACAUAUACCAAUUUGCAGGAGCAUAGCAAGCUCUACUUGAGAUUAAUACACCAUGCCAAUAAUUUAAAGUGUUACAAUUGAUGUAUCCCUAAUAUUAUAAUAUCCAUAUUACACCUAUAAUUUAGCAAACACUGUUAAAGAUUGUUGGGAAAUCUAUGUAAAGUAAAUAAUACAUAUUGCAAACAAAUUGCUGGAAACACUCUAGUUAUAAUGCCGAUAGUAACUUCCUGGUUAAUGUUGGGCUAGGAUCUUUACAAUUGUGUGUUUUUUUGGGGGGGUUUUUUUUUGUCUUUUUUCAGUAGCAGAGAAACUGUUAACAUAAAUGUAGAACAUGUUGUGAAGAUCAUGCAGGACACAGAGGAAAUUAUGUAAAAAUAGAAUUCUUGCACAACAUGGAGUAGUCAUCAUGGGCUGCUGAUUGCUCCACAUUGUGCCCUUAUCCUGUGUCCAAUAAGACCCUUUUAGGUAUCAUAUUCUGGGAAAAGUGGAUGGCAAAGAGACUCUGUCAUCUUGGAAACAGCUUGUAGAUUGCUUAGUUUUUAAAACAUACAGUCAGAUUUGCAGAUUAGCCUCAUGAAGGGCUUGACAAAUGUUUGGAAUCUAGGAGCCAGCUAGAAAAGUUAGAAGCCAGAGAAAUAAACGCCAUAAAUGCAUUUCUUAAAGGGACACUAUAGUCACCAGAACUACUACAGCUUAAUCUAGAUGUUCUGACGUCUAUAUCCUGUCCCUGAAAGCUUUUAAAUGUAAACACUGACUUUUCAGACAAAAGGCAGUGUUUACAUUGCUGCCUGGUGACACCUCAAGCGACAGUCACUCAAAUGGCCUCUAGAGGUGCUUCACACUGUGCAGCACUUACGUUAAUGUUACUUAUACGGAUGCAUCUCUAUGAGAAGUUAAACUGGCGCAUUAGAAUUUUGCUGUGCAUGCACAAUAGUCUCCCAAUGCUUUCCUAAGGGGAAGCAUUGGAUUGUCUGAGAUCGUCAAGAUUGAUGAUCUCCGCCAUGGAAGUGGGUCCAGUCGUGGCGUCACCAGCAUGGCGUGGGAAAAAAGGUAGAGUAAAAACAUCUUUAUCAUGUGUUUGGAGGGAACACACACACACACACACUGACGGACAGACAGACACACUCAUUCACAAAUAAUUACUUUUUUUAUUUUUUAUACCCAGUCUCCUUACCUUUUGGAGAGCUGAGGUGCAGUGGGGCUACUGUCAUCUUCCUGCUCUGCAGAGCAGGGAGAUUAAAGCUCACUCUCGCCGCCGCACUAAGCCAGCCACCUGAUAUUACCGGAACAUACUUUAUUUGCAGAAAUGUUAAUAGAACCAGACAAAUCAGAGCAUCUAUGGAAGGUUUUUUGUUAUAUAUUUUUUUUUUAAUUGAACCUAAAUCCGAUUAGGAUUGCUAUUGCAAUAUUUUAAUACUACGGUAUUAAAUGUACACAUUUGUUCCAUUACUAUAAUAUAUACAUACAUACAUACAUGCAUGCAUUUUUGAUGGGCAUUCAUGCCAUAUACAUGUAUAACCUACAAUUUAUAAAAAUCAGCUUUGUAUAAGCGAUUCAGUUGUUGUUCAAUCAUUGAAAUGAUUAGGGUUUAUAGCAGUAUAAUGCAGGAAAGUAUCUUUGAAUACACAUCACUUCAAAUGUUUAAGUGAGUAAUCUACAUCAGCAGAAGGCCUCACUGGGUUCCACUAUUAUAUGAUUACAUAUAGAUCUACAGUGGGAGGAGCUCUAGAACCUGAUAGUAGAAUACAGAAAAAAUAUCAUAAUCUCAGACUGAUUGGCAUUUAAAGGGACACUAUAGUCACCUGAACAACUUCAGCUUAAAGGACCACUAUAGUGCCAGGAAAACAUACUCGUUUUCCUGGCACUAUAGUGCCCUGAGGGUGCCCCCACCCUCAGGGUCUCCCUCCCGCCCGGCUCUUGGAGAGGAAAGGGUUAAAACGUACCUUUAUUCCAGCGCCUGGCGGAGUGCUCUCCUCUCCUCUCCUCCCUCUCUUCUCUCCUCCCUUUCGGCUGAAUGCGCACGCGCGGCAAGAGCUACAAUGCUUUCCUAUGGACGCUUGCGUGUUCUCACUGUGGUUUUCAGAGUGAGAAUCACGCAAGCCCCUCUAGCGGCUGUCAAUGAGACAGCCACUAGAGGAUUUAGAGGCUGGGUUAACCCUAUUAUAAACAUAGUUUCUCUGAAACUGCUAUGUUCAUAAAAAAAAGGGUUAAUCCUAGCGGGACCUGGCACCCAGACCACUUCAUUAAGCUGAAGUGGUCUGGGUGCCUAGAGUGGUCCUUUAAUAAUCCCUGCAGCCUUUCUCAUGUAAACACUGUAUUUUACAUUGAAAGCUAGGAACACCUCCAGGUGCAGUCACUCAGAGUGUGAGUUGAUGGAGGCAUAAUAUGCCUCGAUCUGCUGUGCACGAGCAUCCUGUGAUUCAGUAUCUCCUCCCACUGCAUGCAGACACUGAACUUUCCUCAUAGAGAUUCAUUGAUUCAAUUCAUCUCUAUGAGGAGAUGCUGAUUGGCCAGGGCUGUGUUUGAAUCAUGCUGGCUCUGCCCCUGAUCUGCCUCCUUGUCAGUCGGGGCCAAUCCUAUGGGGAAGCACUGUGAUUGGAUCAGGCCCUCACAUGUCAGCAGGCUGCUUGUUUUUCCUGAGUCUAACAGCAUGCAGAUUAACAGCUUCUGGCUUGAAUACAGUAAGUUUUUUACUAUAUUUAUGGAGGCAUGAGGGGCCCAGGGGGGCUAUAUGGUCGUGUUAACACUAUAGGGUCAGGAAUACAUGUAGUUGCACUGGUGACUAUAGUGUCCCUUUCAACCUACAGAUAUUUUCAUUGCACACAGUCCCUUUUAUAUUAAUAUAGCACUCUUUAAAUGCCACAGCCUGUGUGAUUUUAGUUGAUAAUUGGGCAUUCUUAUAGAUACUGAAGACACAACCUCUAAUGGCUAUUUCCAGCAGGACAGCGUGCCAUGUCACAAAGAACAUGGACACUCAGGUUGGUUUCAUAUGCUCCUUCUUGAUCUCUCCGCUCUGCCAGUGACCGCCUUCUGUCCGCUGCUCGCACCCUUACUGCAAACCCGUGCUUGCAGGACUUCUCACUGGCGGUUCCUUUCCUUUGGAAUGCCCGGUCUACCCCCAUCAGACUCUCCCCUGGUCUUCUAGCCAUCUGUUCAGAAAUGCUUAUGGACUCCCAGUGUAACUUCUGUGUCACAUUUGUCUCUUGCUCUCCUAAAGAGCCACACUCCAGUUCUGCUACUUUUCCACCUUGUUUGUUUGCUGUCCCCUUUGCUGCCCUUUUGUGUAUUUAUACCCCACCUCCUCUAGACUAAGCUCAUUUGAGCAUGGUCCUCAUCUACCUAUUGUUCCUGUAUAAUUUUUGUAAUUGUCUAGUUUAUUGUUAAAUCUCCCCCCAUUCAGAAUAUUGUAAAGCGCUGCGGGAUAAGUUGGUGCUACCAUAUAUAAAUACCAUAAUAAUAAUAAUAAUCAUGAACAUGUCAAUUAGAUCCACGAAGGACUCCUGCAGUCAUUUGAUGUCAGAAGUGACAGAAUGGGAGAUAUGUCUCAUGAAUGUGUAGUCAACUAGUCUGCAGAAACUGCGUGAUGGAGCCAGAAUCUCCAAGGAAUGUUUCUAAGAUCUAUUGUUGAAUCUAUUUCACAAAUUAGUUUGUCCUGGGGCAAAGAAGUGUCUAUAGAGUAUGGGGAAGAUGUAACUAAUGGAAGGGUCUGACAUCACACUGAAGCCUGGCAUGUUGUGACUGGCUCUGUGUAGGGUCUCUAAUCUCGAGAUUGUGGUUACAUUAUUGUGCUGGAACUGUAAUUUGUGGCUGUUGUUCUUUUGUUUGGUUUUGCUUCCAAUUCUCUUUUGACUCAUGGGCUCAUGUGCUGAUUCGUGCCCAUCGAUUUUGGAGGGUAUAAUGCCUGACCGGACCUUCCACGUUUAGGGGAGGGAGGUGAUUUGUCUAGUAGUUAAAUAGUUUUAUCCCCAUGUGAGGGUCCUUCAUGAUCAGUAUUGUUCUGCCUCGUCUAAGCUAGUGAGGGUAGCAGAACAAUACGGUUGUAACUGGUUCAUUUGUGCUGCUAGGCGCUCUUGCAGCGUUGUUAGUUUAAGUAUGGGUCAUAUUAAUUCCUGGGGCUGACCAACUCUGUAUGUGGGCUACUCGUUCUUGGCUGUCUCCCUCUGUGAUGGUGACUGGUUCCGAUUCUGGGAGGAAACCGUCUGCUUUCAUGUCUAGUAGCCACUGGACCUUGGUGUUAUGUGAUGCUUCUUUCUCCUAGAAUUGUUCAGUCUCUACUCUGGGUGAGUCUUGGGUGGAUAUGUUGUUAACCUGCAUACAUCUUUGAAUGGACCUUUUGGUAAACAGAGCAUUUAUUUUCUUAACCACUGGUUAUCUGCGCAAACCGGUUGCCAGUGCUUUCAACCUUUGCUUAGCUGUUGCCAGUGCUCAAUAUCUGGCUUUGGAAUACUUUACAUGCUGACAAUGGUUACCAAAUAGAUUUGGUAAUUGAAGCUAUAUGUAUCAAGUGGAAGUCUUUCUGAUAGCCUGAAGUUGGUGUAGGGAUUGCAAAUGUAAACUGCGCUAUUUCUGAGAAACAGCGCUGUUUUCAUUUGCAGCGCUGCAAGGGCAGCAUAUGUGCUCCUAAAUCACUUUAUUAAAUUGUAGUGACUUUGCUGUUUAGAAUGUCCCUUUAUGAACACGAUAAAUUGUAGUUGUAAUGGAACUCCUGUACUCAGACUGCUUACGUUUAAGUCAACUUCGUCAGCACUACCAGGGGAGCUGGACUGGUGUCUAUGGGGACCUUUUCCACUGGACAAGGCCACAAUGGUUAUUGAUCUUUUCCUCUUCAUGCCUACUCUCUUAAACAGCAGCAGUGAUGCACACGUCAAGACUUAAAGGGACACUAUAAGCACCCAGACCACUUAAUCUCAUUGGGUACAGUGUCCCUGUCCCCCUUAAUUCUGCAAUGUUUACUUUGCAGUGUUAAGACUGCCUCUAGUGGCUGGGUACAGUGUCCCUGUCCCCCUUAAUUCUGCAAUGUUUACUUUGCAGUGUUAAGACUGCCUCUAGUGGCUGUCCACUAGAGAGCCACUAGAGACGCUUCCUGCUGUUUCACGGAGUUUGAUUCAGUGUAACAAUGCUGGAGGUUCUCAAGCUCUGCAUGAGGAUGUCCAGUGUCAGAGAACCCCCCCAGAACCACUCUGUCAGGGCUGAUAAAUGUUUAUUAGAUCCGUGAUCAAUCCAGAGAUUAUAUUUCCCCCUUCUGUGUCUUCAGGCAAGGCAUCAGGGAAUCUGAGCCCCAAAAUUCCCUUCCCUAACACAGCAUCUAUAAACUCAACAUAUGUCUGUAGGCAGUUUGCCACCUCAGCUAACCAUGAUGCAAAAAGCAUCUGGAUCAGAGGUACUCACCCUAAAUGACUAACGUUUUACCAGGUUGUGACUAUGCUGCAAUCUGGACAGGGUUCAUGGUCUGUGAGGAGGAAGCUGGCCAGUGGCAAAGUUGAUUCCGUCACAAUAGUAGAUGGACCAUAGAUUUUUUUUAUUUUUUUUAAGUUUUCACAUACUUAGUGAAAUAAAAAACAAUCCUUAUGUUUCUAAAUCUGUACAGCUUGGCCUGUUCGUGCACGUCAUGUACAUUCUGUGUUGCAUUCCACAUGUCUUUUAAAAUGUGAAUAUGCCUGCAGGCACUUUUUUUUUUUUUUUAAUUAAUUUAUUUAUUUUUUAAGUACUGACAGCAGGUUGUUUUUCCUGCAUCUUGCCUGUAUAUGUACAUUUAAUUACCCUACUUUAUACGUAAGUAAAAGUAGAGAUUAAUUUUCUUUUUGUGUAAUUGUCAGGUUGGCAGAGCUGAACGAAUAAUAGAGCUUCAUGCUCCACUUCCUUAUUCAAGUCUGUCGGGGCUACGCUCUAGGAAUGCUCACUCUCUCAUUGAUCAGUGUGCAAAUGUAUUACAGGCCUGGAUUAACUGUAUACCAAGCAUAAAAUUUGAGGAAAACAGAAUAAAGACCAGAAGGGUCAGUAAAUAAAGUAAAAAAACUUUAACAAUGACGUGGAAUUAGUGCAUGGCUUGACAAAUUUGUUUGGAAUCUAGGACCCUGCUGAAAGUCAGACUUUUUUUUUCUCUUCCUUUUUUUUUUUUUUUUUUUAAACGAAGAUAUAUUUUAAUUUUCAAUGAGAAAAAUGCAAUUCUUGAAUGGACUCUAUAGUCACCAGAAUCACUACAGCUUAAUGUAGUGGUUCUGUUUAUAGUCUGUCCCUAAAGAGUUUUCAAUGUAAACACUGCCUUUUCACGGUCUGCAUGGCUGCGCUGAAUGUUCCCCAUAGAGAUUAAUUGAUUCAAUUCAUAUCUAUAAGGAGAUGCUGAUUAGCACUUCUUGGUGUUUUGCUGCGCAUGUGCAAUAUUCCCCCAAUGUUUUCCUAUGGGAAAUCAUUAGCUUAAAGCACCACUAUAGUGCCAGGAAAACAUACUCGUUUUCCUGGCACUAUAGUGCCCUGAGGGUGCCCCCACCCUCAGGGACCCUCUCUCGCCCGGCUCUGGAAAGGGUAAAGGGGUAAAAACUUACCUUUUUUCCAGCGCUGGGUGGGGAGCUCUCCUCUUCCGAUCCUCCUCUGUUACUCCCCGUCGGCUGAAUGCGCACGCGCGGCAAGAGCUGCGCGCGCAUUCAGCCGGUCACAUAGGAAAGCAUUCAUAAUGCUUUCCUAUCGACGCUGGCGUGCUCUCACUGUGAAAAUCACAGUGAGAAGCACGCAAGUGCCUCUAGCGGCUGUCAUUGAGACAGCCGCUAGAGGGAAUGGGGGAAGGCUUAACCCAUUCACAAACAUAGCAGUUUCUCUGAAACUGCUAUGUUUAUGGAAAAAUGGGUUAACCCUAGCUGGACCUGGCACCCAGACCACUUCAUUAAGCUGAAGUGGUCUGGGUGCCUAGAGUGGUCCUUUAACUGAGAUCAUAAAUAUUGAUGAUCUCAGCCAUGGAGUCAGGACUAGCCAUGAUAAAAUCAUCAUGGUGUGAGUAAAAACACCUCUCAUGCGAUCGGAGGGGGGCAGGUACCUAAACUGGCACAUACACACUAUCUGACUGACGCACAAAUGCGCUCUGACAGAUCCGCACGCACAUUGUGUGAGGUAGCCGUGGUGUUUUGGUGACAAGCUCAGGUGGACGGAAUUGGCAAAGAUAGUCAUUUAGGAAGGUGUUUAAGUGGUAACACCACUGAGAUAACUUAUUUAUUUUGUUAUAUCUGCUCUAGCAGCAGAGUAUUGUGAUUCCGUGGUUCUUGUGGUUGACUCAAAUCUGAAAAAAUAUAUAUAUUAAUAAUGCUAAACUGCAUGUGUUAAAUUCUCUGCACCUUCUGCAUGUGUUGUCAGGCACGUCCGUCAAAUUUUAAUUAAUAAAAUCCUAUAAUUAUGUUAAAAGAUUACUUAAAUAUACAUGUAGAAUUUUAAUAUAUACAUAUAUAUGUAUUUUAAAUUCUACAUGUAUACUUAUGUAAUCAUUUAUGUAAUUUUAUAUAUUUAUCUAUUUAUAAAUAUUUGCAGUUGUUUUUAUUUAGAUAGAUAUAUAUAUAGAAUGUCAUUCUAAGUAUAUUUUGUUAUCUCUCUCUUCAAAAUAGUUCAAAUGAAAUUACAUAUGUAUAUAUAAUUUAUUUCCAUUUUGUAAAUUUUUAUUGUAAUUAUACGUCUAUAAAAUAUAUAUUUUAAUACUAAUAUAUACUUAUAUUAAUAUUAAACUAUGUAUGUUACAUAUGAGAUAUAUUGUGUGUGUAUGUAUGUGUGUGUGUGUAUAUAUAUAUAUAUAUAUAUAUAUAUAUAUAUAUAUAUAUAUAUACACACACUUUUAAAAUUUAUUUUACAUGUUUAAUAUAUUUUUUUGCACUACCCACCAGCAGGGGGAUUGUCUGACAGCCAAGACAGUCUCCCUGCUGGAAGAUCCACAGCCAGCUAAAGGGGGACAAGUGAUCACUCUUUGAGAGUGAUCACAUGGCCCCUGGGGGCCUGAUUUUGCUGGGGGAGGGCUGUCAGGCAGUCCUCCCGAAGAGGAUCGCGGCGGAGGUAAGUACCGCGGAGCUCCUGCAGGCUUAAGCUGUUAAGGUGUUCUAUGCCGCUGCAACGGCUUUAAAGCUCAUUAUAAUGGGGACGGCAUAGAACUGCGUUAAUGGGUUAAUCUAGGCCUGAACGAAUAAAUCUGUCAAGUAAAUCCCAGACAGAUCGAUGUAUUCGGACUUAGAUUAACAGGAACUUAUUUGUCGUAGAUGAAAAGUAUAUGUGCAAGUCUAGACAUUAUCUUAAACUGACUAGGACAACAGUCCACACUAUUUUCUAGUCCACCUUUUUGUUUUGUUUUUUUAAAUCCCACUAAUGUCCCAGUGCCGAACUUCACAGUUAGUAUUUGCACAUAUUUAACAUUCACUUUUCAUUGUCCAGCAUACAGGCAUUAUGGGCAUGCACCUGCUUGUAUAAGAAAUGUAUACACAAUAAAGAUUAGGAACAGCGCACACCUAAAACAAUACAUUUUAUAUGGCUACUUAAAAUCACCGCAAACAAAUAUGGUGAUAUCCCUAUUUUAUUUAUUUAUUUUAUUCGCUAAGAUAGGCGAUUUUAAGUAGUCUUACAAAAUAUACAAACGUGUUUUUGAUGUGUGCGCUGUUCCUUCAUCUGUAUUUUGUAUAAAUUCUGGUCACUAUGGCAGCACCAGCAAAAUGCAUGUUCUGGAUGUGCCCCCAAUUCCUUUUUGUUUUAGAAAUGUAGGCAUUCAUUUAAUAAGCUUUCCAAAUGAUUUUAAUACUGUUAGAAAAGUUUGUGUCAUUUAUCCACAAAAAUUCCCAUAAACUUUUAAUGACGGCUAUAGAUAAAUCAUUUGCAAAAGUUUUUCUAACACUAUUGAAUUAUUUGGAAAACUUAUUAGAUCGAGUUGUUAAAGGACACUCCAGACCCCGAAAGCACUAUAGCUUGCUGAAAUACUUAUAGGGACAAUAUAGUCACCAGAACAACUACAUCUUAUUGCAUUUGUUCUUGUGUGUAAAAUCAUUAACUCUUCAGGCCUUUUGCUGUAAACACGGUCUUUUCAUGCAUGUGACUUGCACAGCCUUCCUAAAUACUUCCUAUAAAGAGUCAUCGUAUGUUUAUACUUCCUUUAUUGCAAACUCUGUUUAAUUUAUUAUCAACUGCUCUGCUAAUAGUUUUAGCACUUCUCAAUAUUAUGAGAAAUGGGAUUUAACUAUAAAUAGGGCAAUUACAAGACAACUUACAUGAAUGAUAGGUUGAAGAGGACCCUGCUCAAACAAGCUCAAGGAAGAUAUGUACACAGCUCUUCCCCUCACAGCACUGAAUCAUCUGAACUUGAAGCCAGCCAGUGUUUUGUCAGAUUUCCGUACCCACGUCACGUCCGGUGAUGCAGAUAAACUGUUGCCUUUGCUGCACAUGUGUGCUAGUACUCCUGACCGUUAUGGAAAUCUGAUGAAGGCUGGGAACAUGCGCAAGACGACCACAUCACUCCUGAUGACGAGGCAUCAGCUGGAAUGGUAACUCCUCUCUAGCAAGGUCCUGAAAGGCAAGCUUGUUUCAGACUUAGGGCAUUCACUAAAGCACACACAUUGGGACAUUUAGGUUAGAUUUAGGGGGUAAUUUUUUAUUUUGUGUUUAGUGAUUAUCUAGGGUUAAUGUUACCUUACUCCCAUGGUUAGGAUAAGGAGUGGGGGGGGGGGGGUAAAUUAGUUCCUAACUCUAAUUUUAAUCUUUACUUAACCCUAAAUGACCCAUGUUCUUAUGCUUUAGCGAAUGCCCUAAUUAUGUCAGUGUGAAGUUGCUUUACUUACCUUCCAGGACCUUGCUGAAGAGGAGUUGCCAUUCCAGCUGAUACCAUGUCAUCAGGAGUGACACAGUGGUCUUGUGCAUGGUCCCAGCCUCCAUCAGAAUUCCGUACCCUACAAGUGAGCUGUAGAAAGCAGCCAUAUGGGCUUAACAUUACACCCUAUGGACAGUUGACUGAAUUUAAAAGUGGGAGGAUAUCCUGGUGCUACUAAUGUUUGCCCUGCACAUAAUGGGAGUAUCUUUAGCACAGCUAGAUCUGGCAUUGUCCAGAUUACCUUCAUAUGUGCAGAUUGGAAGAAAAGAAAAAAAGGCAGGAGGCUCAGUGAGACGAGCGGCCGGACAGCAGAUGGCUCAUAGUGAGCGGAGGUGGGCGGCAGGAAAGCAGGAUGGCUCAUAGUGAGCGGAGGCGGGCGGCAGGAUGGCUCAUAGUGAGCGGAGGCGGGCGGCAGGGUGGCUCAUAGUGAGCGGAGGCGGGCGGCAGGGUGGCUCAUAGCGGAGGCGGGCGGCAGGGUGGCUCAUAGCGGAGGCGGGCGGCAGGGUGGCUCAUAGCGGAGGCGGGCGGCAGGGCGGCUCAUAGCGGGCGGCUCAUAGCGAGCGGAGGCGGGCGGCAGGACGGGCGGCUCAUAGCGAGCGGAGGCGGGCGGCAGGACGGGCAGGAUGGCUCAUAGCGAGCGGAGGCGGGCGGCAGGACGGGCAGGAUGGCUCAUAGCGAGCGGAGGCGGGCGGACAGGCAGGCUGCUCACGGUGUAAGAUUCAGGCAGGCGGCUGACUGAUUAUGGAGGCGGCGAGGGAGGUGUGAUCUUCCUGCUCCCUCGCGCGCUGUCCAGUAAUGCCGGGAACCGGAAUAGGAUGUCACUCUGGCCCUGGCACACUAAACAGCGCGCGAGGGAGCAGGAAGAUGAGCAGCCCCACUGGACCCCAGGGAAAGUUAGGCUGGCUGGGUGGACACAUUUAAAUAUAUCUAAUAAUUUGUGUGUGUCUGUGAGUCUGUUUAGGUGGCCGGCCCCUCCAAUCACAUGGGAAUGGUGCUUUUACUGACCUUUUUUCCAAUGUCGUACUGGUCUGAUCAUCAUAAUUUGACAAUCUCAGCCAAUCCAAUGCUUUCCUGGUGGAAAGCAUAUGUGACUAUUGCGCAUGUACAGGAAAACACGCUUGAAUCAAUGUGCACACAUGGGAUAGCCUUAAGCGUUUCCAUGCAGAUCAUGGAGACACGCAGAAUGCAGCUCUAGAGACAGUCUGAGUGACUGCCACUAGAAGUGUUACUAGGCUGCAAUCUUUACAUUGAAAAGCUUGUAGGGAUAGGCUAUAGACUUCAGAACUACAUUAAGCUGUAAUCGUUCUGGUGACUAUAGUCUCCAUUUAAGAAAUGUAUUUUUGCCGUUGAAAAACCAGGAUCCUAAUUUUUUUUUAGCUUGCUCCUAUAUUCCAAGCAAAUUUGUCAAGCCCUUUAGACAAACAUAAUGCUGCUUUAAAUGAACACUCCAAGCAACCUGUAGAGCAGGGGUCAGCAACCUGUGGCAUGUGUGCCAUGCGUGGCCCUCGAGGCUUCCAGAGCCAAAUAGGCUCUGGCCUAUCAGGAGUUCCAGUGAUCCUUUAGAUAUCUAUCUGCUAGUGCAAACCAAGCAGUGAUUGCAGAUGGUAAGAGUCAAUCAUCAAUAUACACCUUGUAGCACUUAGAGAAAGUGAUUUGAGAUCACUUGUGAAUGGUAAUUCACACUGCCUGCAGCAGCUAUCACCGCCCCCUGCCCUCGACCUGUAUUUGGCCAGCCCGGUACAUCAUGGACGGCAGAGAAGCCUCCCACGCAGAUCAAUAUACAUUGAGCUGAAGAAGCCUCCUCCUCAUACAAAUAAUACAAAUAUCCUACACACGAACACAGAGUCCCCACAAACAAAACGACAAUGACACUGAUGAUCCACAUACAUGUGCUCAACCCCACAAGCAGUCUCAUGCUUGCAAACACCACCAAACACACAAUGUGACAUAUCACAAACACAAACCAUUCCACAAGCAGCCCACAUUAAUUGGUUUCACACACGACCAAAAACUACUCAUGAACGUAUAAAAUAUAACAGCCCACAUGCACACAAACACAAUGCUGCAAAGCAUAUGCAGUAUCCAUAAAUAACACAAGCAGAACAUACGCCAACAUACAGACAUCAAUAUAAAAAAAAAAAAUAGGACCGGCACGCCAAGGGACUUCAAAAUCUUUUGGCAGAGUACUAGUAAAGGAUUGCCUACUCCUGCUCUAGAGCCUGCAGAGGGUUUGCUGGGCACCCACACCUCUGCAUCUAGAAGCUCUGCCAGGUAAUGCUCUCGGCCAAUGAGUCUGCAGCUUAGUUCCUUGCUGGAGCUUCAGGCUGCACAAUAUGUGGCAGUGGACCCUAAGCAAGUUGUCCAUCUGUUCUUAAAUGGCUGUAACAAAACUGAGGUUAUAACAAAAGCUUUGAGAGGGAGCAAGGGCACUCCUGGCACCAUAACCACUACAGCAGGCCUUUCUAAUCAGGUGUGUGGAAAUAAUAAGAAAAAAAGUUACUUUUUGUCAUGACAAUGCUGAAGAAGCAGACAAUACAUUCCCUGACCCCAAUGUAACAUCUCCUACCACUUACCCAUAAUAGGGCUAAGGGCAGUGCCAGGAGCUAACAUGUUCCGGGUCCUUAAUAUUUUAGGUAAAUAUAUUUGCCAUGCAUAACAGGUUGCCUAUUGAUCCGUUUCGAGACACAGCCUAUGGUUCAUGUUGUGUUCUGUAUUUUAUCAUACGUUUCAGCACUUUCUAUACAGCUAACUGGCUGUCUGUAUCUUCCACAGUUUGUUCUGAUAUUCCUGCAUUUUUAUGCAUUACAGUAACAGAGCCAGAAACCAUCUCCCCACCUCCUCCACACUCACGCACAUUUUUAUUUUGGCUUCCCCUUUAUUGUCGGUGGUGUUUUUUUUUUCUUUUUUCUUGUAAUAUAUCAUUAUUUAUUUAUUACACGUGUAGACUUCUUACAUUACAUACUAGAGCAAUUAAAUUGUCUUAAGCCAAUGGUGUGCAAGGUAACUUCCAUUUGUCAGGAAAUAGGAUACAAUGUUGCCUUUGCAUAAGAAUGUGUAUAUAAAAGGAAGUUCCUGCCAGGAUUUCCUACUGAAGAACGAUUUACACUUUGUAAACCCCUUACACGGUUCUAGUUGCAUUUAAGUCACUGGUGGUUAAUUUUAUAGCAAUGCAGAUAUUUGUGGACUGGAAACGGAUCUGUCUUAUCCCAAACAACUUAUGCAUAAUUUUUAUAUAUAUAAUGUAUAUAUUCUGUAUAUACCUUGUGCUUGCAGUUUUUCUAGCAAAUGUAUAGGUUAGGAGAAAAACCUAUUUAAAAUUUUUUUUUUCUUCCACCUGUCAUUCAAAGCCUCAGACUGACAAGGGAGAGCAGAAAAGACCUCCAACAGGAGGUCCCUCUGCUCUCCACCCAUAGCAACCACAGUACAUGCGCACUGCAUGCAUUGCAAUGAAAACUCCCUGGCUGGCAUUUCUAGAACUGACAUGGGAGUAUCCAAAUGUGAGUGGUGUAACGUCACUGAGGAGAUUUUGCUAGGGGAAGUGUCCCAAGCAGGGCAAAUCAGAGUCCAGUCCAGGCAUCAACGUAGAUGCCGCUGGAAGCACCUCAAGUAGCAAUCUGAGGAGUGGCCACUAGAGGUGUUCCUAGGCUGUAAUGUAAGCACUGCCUUUACGUUGAAAAGACAUUGUUUACUGCAAAAGGCCUGAAUGGACUGAAUAUACUCACGAGAAGAACUACAUUAAGCUGUAGUUUUUUAUGGCUAAUAUAGUGUCCCUUUUAAAAGAAACCAUAGCAAUACAGGUUUUACUUAAUUUAUAGGUGAUUUUGGUAUUUCAUUCACUUAUCUAAUUUCUAGUUCAAUAAUGACUCAUUAUGUUUGGAUCUGAAGACAGAUUAAAGUCAGCAUUUGCUUGACCUGCCUUGUAUUUUGUUACAAAACUAGGUAGAUAUUAUGUUAAAUAAUUUGCACUACAGACUGAAAAGGAGCUUGCCAAAUCUUGUGUUCUUAUGCCUUGUUACAUUGUAAGAAUAGGAAGUAGUAAUACUGGGGAGGAGUUUAAAUCUCAUCCACUCUGGGUUACAGUAAAUUUGAGACUGAGUAACUUACUUGGAUUUUCCAAACCUAGUAAGAUGCUGCUUUGCUGGAUACCUCACUACUAUACAAAGAGUGAUAUGUCCAUGUUUAUUGCUCCCUGUCCCACUUGUGAGACAGCACAGCAAUAGCCAGAUUGAAUCCCAACAUGUUUGAAUGCCCUGGGAAUUAUUAAAAGUGAUAGUAUACCUUUAAAGGGACACUCCGGACUCCUAAAAUGCUUUGUGUAACGAAUGUUUCAAUCUACUCUUCAGUACAGUAGUGUCAAUAUUUAAUGCUGGUUAGUAUGGUGACCAUGUUGCAUCAUCAAGUACUUUCUCCAGGGAGCAAUAAGAUGCAUGUCAAAACUAAACUAGACUCUAGUCUCUAAUUGGACGCUAUAUGAAUACAUUUCCCUAAAACCUAGAAAAAGCAUACGAGUGUGGUGUUGAUCUACUAAAACAUAAUACUAAUCUUAGGAUUAGUAUUGGCUAGCACAGGUCUUCUAAACAGUGAACAGAUAUGUUGGCAAGGGCUUUUCCACUAAAUGUUCAAAUUUAGGGUUAGAAGUUGCAUCAAAGAUUGAUUCUUGUCAGUAUGAUGACAUGGAUUGCGUAGUUUCACCAAAUAGCAUAUCUGGAAAGCAACCUAAGAGUCUUGUCAAAAUUAGGACAUGUCUCUAACUUGACCCUAUAAAUUCUCCUAAAACCUGGUAUAGAUGUAAGUUACUGCUGUACCCUGAAAAUAAAUAUUGUCAGUGCUGCAGGUGCCUUGCUCUUUUGAGCAAACACUGCUGAACAAUGCUUGUUUUCUCACUGAAUUAUAUCAUUAGUCAUGUGUACUGCAGAUUCCUUGACCUCUUAUUAGGAAAAAUGUUACAUGAAUCAAUAUCGAAUUUGUCUGUCUACUUGACUGUGUUGUGGACAAUCCUUUCACAUGUAGAGGCUUGCAUUUGCUGCAUUCUAGACGAACAGACACAAAUAAAAUUUAAGGGACAACUGCCGCCUCAAAUAUUUAAAUCAUAAAAAAUUGAAAGAAAAUCUUUAAGUAAAAUAAAUAAAGAGGGAGAGAAACUAAUCUUCUACCUUUAGUAUAUGACAGCAUUUUUCAGAUAUACACAUGCACCUUUGGUCGGAUAGUUCUUGAAAAUCAACAAUUUCUAUGGUACUCCCUACUCAGAAGCCAGGGAAUACCAUAGACACAGUUGGACUUUAUAUACUGUCCAACUGUAGGUGUAUGGCUGAAGGAUCAUAUUCUAUACUAAAGGUAGGAAAGGAUUAUCUUUAUUUUUAUUUUGUAACUUAUUCUUUUCUUAAAAGUAGUAUAUCUACUUCCUUUCAAUACUUGGUGAAAUUAUUUUUAAAAUAUUUUUGAGGUGAUAUUUUUAAGAAUGGCAAAUUGAUGUAAAAUUAUACAACAAUAUUUAUUAAGUAAUCGGAAAAAAUUGAAGAAUUCCCAAAUUCAGAGUAAAAUAGCCUUGCUGUUAUUUAUGGAAGAGUUGGAAUGUGCAUCCACAUAAUUUAUUUUUUUUCUUCCUUAUUGGUUUUAUAAUAAAAUAAUCUAGACUGUAAGCUCGUUUGAACAGGGUCCUCAUCUACCUAUUGUUCCUGUGUCACUGUGUAAUUGUCUCAUGUACUGUAAAUUUCCACCCCUUUUAUAAUAUUGUAAAGUGCUGUGGAAUUAGUUGGCGCUAUAUAAAUACUAGAAUACAAUAAUAAUGUAGAUAAUGUUGAAUAUCCUCUACAUAAUUUUCUAUAAUGGUUUUGCAUAGCCGUUCCUUUUAUUGGCUAAAUGCACACAGAUAUUUGUUAUUGAAAUUUAUUUCUCCCAUUUGUAUUUAUUUUCACCUAGGUCUGACUCAUCAUAUAGAAAGUAUGUCUGAUAACGGGGAGCUUGAGGAUAAACCACCGGCUCCUCCAGUGCGCAUGAGCAGUACAAUAUUCAGCUCUGGGACGAAAGACCCUUUAUCCAGCAAUCACAGUUUAAAACCUCUUCCUUUGAUUCCAGAAGAGCGAAAACCACGCAACAAAAUCAUAUCCAUGUUUUCUGGCACAGAAAAGGGUGAGUUGUCUCAUAAUGUGGCAUUCUAUAAAAUUCAGGAUUAAAUUCAGUAGUAAAUAAAAGGGUUGUUUUGGUAAAAAAAUCUUAGAUUUGUCUGCUUAGGCAUUGUACUAAUCAAUAUACACAAGACAGGGCAUGUUCUCUCUGUGUAUGUAAUCCAAACACUUGAAGUAUCAACACGGGAUUGUGUGCAGCAUUGACAGCAGGGUUUACCAAUUGGUAGGUUAUAAACAUUCAUAAUAACCAGGAUCUUUGCAUAAGUAAUAUGUGCUUUGGGCUAUUUUUUUCGGUGUUUUUUUUCCCCACUCCAUCAAAAUACACAUAUGAGUAUAUUUAUUUUAAAACAACUUUUUUUUGAUAGUGACAAUUCAAGAGUACAAGACAAAAUGUCAAAGUACAGCAUAGUACAAGAUAUAAAAUGAAGUACAGUUGUCAAGGGAUGUAGUGGCAGUUUAGUGCACUAGAGGUGCUUCUGCUGCACUGACCAAUUAAAACACUCACGUGAUGCAGAAGCCUCUAUAGGAAAGCAUUGACAGUUUGAAUGCGCCACGGCUGCCAUUAUAGAAAUUUAAUUUAGAAUGGCUAGGAGGCAAGUUCUAAAAGUACUUUAGGACUGCCAAUUCGGGAGAAAUAUGAAAUGCAAUAUGUAAAGUUUGAGGAGCAUAUGUUUUACGAGCAUUCCAAAAUUGUUGAAUAAUUUCACAAGACCAAAAGUAGUGGAACCACUGAUGAGGUCAGCAGUUUUAAAUGAAACGGUCUGGGGGUAGUGUAGGCAUCAUGAUAGAUCUCUUGGUAAGUUGAGGUAGCUAAUAUUUUAGAAAUUCUGGCCUAUGUGGACAGUAAGGUGUUUGAUAUUACAUAGUUGCAUAGACUAUAAAAAAAAAAAAGUCUUUUCUCACAUCUGUUUUUGCUGUUAAUCCAAAAGAAUGCGUAAAUACAGAGCACUUUCCAAUUUUGCAAGAAACUUGGAAAAAAUCUUUCUCGAGCCUAGAAUGCCAGUUUGAUAUCUCAUUGAAUCAAGAAGCUGUUAACCCACAUAUUAAAUAUAUCCCUGAAUAUUAUGCUUUUGCAAUAAUUGACCCAGUCACUGUUAAAAAAAACAAAAAAAACAACAACAUUGACUUUUAUAAAAGGGAAAAACUAUAUUUGUAUACAGUAACUUUUUUAUUUGUCAUUUUCCCUAAUUCACUAGUAUUUUUGGAAUUGGUUGUAUGUCUAUUGUGCACCUCAAAUUGCAUCAUUUUACAUUUAUCUACAUUAAAUUUCAUCUGCCAUUUGAGUGCUCAGUCCUGUGAUCUAUCUAAAGCUGUCUGCGGUGAAGUAAUAUCCAGCUCACAUUGUAUCACCUUACCUAGUUUUGUGUCAUCUGCAAACACUGACACAUGCUUUCCAAUGCCUAUAUCAAGAAAAUGUAUAAAUAGGUUAAAUAGAAGUGUCCCCAGAAUGGACCCCUCAUUGAUACAAUUUAUCCAGCUUGAAAAUGUCACAUUAAUGCUAACUAUUUGUGCUCUAUUUUAAGCCAGUGUUCUACCCAAAAACACAAGUUUUUAACUAGACUAAUUUAUUUUAAUUUUAACACUAGCCUAUUAUUUGGUUGUGAUCUACUUGUAUUUUGCAAAGGCAUUUAAUACAGCUCUAAUCUGACAUGCUGAUCUAUAAGUCUACUACUUUUCAGAAUGCAGUUAUGUUAUUUUGGCAUACUUCAUAAAAUGCUGAUUGAUGUUUCCAAUGAAUUCCUGAAUAUUAUCUCUUGACAACCCUUCAAAUACUUUCCAGCCAUAUCAUAUGUAAAAAUAAAUUAAAAAAGAGAGAAAACUAAAUCCCUACAUAUUAGUACAUGGCAGGAUCUUUCAGACGAUAGGCUUAAUGGUCUUUCAUGCUUCUGUGCAGGUAUUGAUGCUGGGAAGACCAGAGACGGUUGGGUUUAUAGUUAAAGGAUUUUAUGAUAUACUAAGGGUAUCUUAUUUAUUAUACACAGUAUAUUAAAAAAUUGCUUUGUGGUGCUAAUUGUUAACAGAUCUAUAGUUUCUGACCAGAGAUUUUGCUUUUCUUCAUUCCACCGGUAUGAUUAAAAAAAAUCCUGAAAGAUUUGAGAUUGACUUAUUUCCACACUUGGCUCCUUAACCCCUUAAUGACCAAACUUCUGGAAUAAAAGGGAAUCAUGACAUGUCACACGUCAUGUGUCCUUAAAGGACCUCUCUAGGCACCCAGACCACUUCAGCUUAAUGAAGUGGUCUGGGUGCCAGGUACCUCUAGGAUUAACCCUUUUUUUAAUAAACAUGGCAGUUUCAGAGAAACUGCUAUGUUUAUACUGAGGGUUAAUCCAGCCUCCAGAGCCUCUAGUGGCUGUCUCAUUGACAACCGCUAGAGGCGCUUGCGUGCGUCUCACUGUGAAAAUCACAGUGAGAGCACGCAAGCGUCCAUAGGAAAGCAUUGUAAAUGCGUUCCUAUGCGACCGGCUGAAUGCGCGCGCGGCUCCUGCCGCGCAUGCGAAUUCAGCCGAUGACGUCGCGAGCAAGGAGGAGAAGAGGAGUACAGCUCCCCGCCCGGCGCUGGAGAAAGGUAAGUGUUUAACCCCUUCCUCUCUCCAGAGCCCGGCACUAUAGUGCCAGGAAAAGGAGUAUGUUUGUUUUCCUGGCACUAUAGUGGUCCUUUAAACUUUAGUGCCCUGAGGGUGCCCCCACCCUCAGGGUCCCCCUCCCGCCGGGCUGGAUGGCGAGGAAAGGGGUUAAACUUACCUUUAUUCCAGCGCCGGGCAGGGAGCUCUCCGCCUCCGAUCCUCCUCCUGGGCUGAAUGCGCAGUUCAAUAAAGUGAUCUGGGUGCACUGUCCAAAGUCCCAUAACCCUGCAAAGGUAAUUAUUGCAGUUUUCUCUGAAACUGCUAUGCUUAUAAAAAAAGGGGUUAACCCUAGCUGGACCUGGCACCCAGACCACUUCAUUAAGCUGAAGUGGUCUGGGUGCCUAGAGUGGUCCUUUAAGGGGUUAAAGGAAUGCUAUAUGCACCCAGACCAGUUCAGUAAAGUGAUCUGGGUGCACUGUCCAAAGUCCCAUAACCCUGCAAAGGUAAUUAUUGCAGUUUUUCUGAAACUGAAGUAAUUACCUUUCAGCGUUAACUCCAGCUCUAGUGGCUGUCUACCAGACAUCCAGCGUCACCCAAAAUCCCAUAGGAGAGCUUUGUAUAAUGCUUUCCUAUGGGUAAAUCCUAAUACGAGGGACAUCAGCGCUAAACCCAGGUAAGUGACAGGUUUUUGGUUUUUUUCGUUUGUUUUUUUGUUUUUUUUAACAGGAGAGGGGAAGCUACUUUGCUAGAAAAACAAGUUUUUUCCUGGCACUAUAGUUUCCCUUUAAAGAGAUCCUAUAGGGCCAGGAAAAGAAACCCUUUUCCCUGGCACUAGAGGUUCUUGGAGAGCCCCUCCCCUCUUGGCGCUCAAGAGGUUAAAACCCCUUCAGCCACUUAACUUAGUCCAGCACCUAGGCUCCCUUAGUGCUGGUGACCUCUCCUCCCCCACCAAUGUCAGCUCCCAAGUGGAGCCGCAUGCGCGGCCAGAGGCGCGUGCAUUAUGCUUUCCUAUGGGGAUCUUAUUUGACGCUGGACUUGGUGAGGAUGUCCUGCGUCCCAUAAGUGCGAUUUACUCAGUGUAAAUCACGGAAGCGGCAUCUAAUGGCUGUCCUGGAGACAGCCACAAGAGGCUGGAUUAACCCUGCAAUGUAAACAUAGCAGUUUCUCGGCCGAUAUUCAUUAUUUUCGUCAAUAUCGGCAUCAGCCAAUAAAGAUACCGAUAUUGCAGAUAAUACAUACCAGGACCGCUGGGCCCAUGACAAGCCUGGCGGUCCUAGUGGGGGCACACAGCAAGCGGUUACUUACCUUCCCAGCAGCUCCCUGUGUAAAUCUUGCGAGUCCCGCGGCAGUCAGAGCGUAGCCACGGGUUACCAUGGCAAUGGUGGAUGCGAGAUUUACACAGGGAGCUGCUGGUAAGGGAAGUAAGCGCUUGCUGCCGCCCCCCUCUGUACUUUCCAUGCCACUGGCCCACCAGGGAAUGUUAUAUGUGUGUUUGUGUGUGUGUGUGUGUGUGUGUGUGUGUGUGUGUGUGUGUGUGUGUGUGUGUGCGUGUGUGUGUGUGUGUGUGUGUGUGUGUGUGUGUGUGUGUGUGUGUGUGUGUGUGUGUGUGUGUGUGUGUGUGUGUGUGUGUGUGUGUGUGUGUGUGUGUGUGUGUGUGUGUGUAGUAGCUAGGUUGCAAUUUGGGAGGACUUUUUUUUUUUAUAUUUAAUUAUUAUUAUUAUUUUUUUUUUUUUAGUUCCCCACCCUCCCUGCUUCUUACUUGGCCAGGGAUGGGGGGGAAACUAAAAAAAUAAAUAAUAAUUAAUUUUUUUUUUUUAAAUUAGAUAAAUGCCGCCUCCCCCCAAAUUGCAUACCUACAGAAACACACGCACACUACACAAACACGCUGUGUAUAUAAUGCAUACACACACUGCAUUAUAUAAAUACUGCAUUCAUUAUAUACACACUACACACACACACUGCAUUAUAUACACAUACUGCACAAACACACACUUUGCAUUUAGUAUAUACACAUACUACACCCACUGCAUUCACUUUACACACACACAUACUCUGCAUUCAUUAUAUACACUACACAAAUACAUACUGCAUCCACUACACACACUACACAAACACACAGAGCUCCCCUGUCUAAACACACUGCAUCCACUACAUGUGGCAUGUAUAUUUUGUGCAUUUACCUUUAGAAAUUAUUUUUUUUUUCAAAAUAGUAAAUGUACAGAAUAUCGGUAUGUUAUCGGCUUGAAAGUUCAGAGUAUCGGUAUCAGCUCUAAAAAAAAAAAAAAAUCAUCGGUCGAUCCCAAGUUAAAACUAUGGUGACCUGGCACCCAGACCACUUCAUUGUGCUGAAGUGGUCUGGAUGCCUAUAGUUGUCCUUUAAGUACUUGAGGGUGGAUUACCAUCUGGCCCUGGAGAUGUGUUUACAUUAACUUUAAUUGCUGCAACACCUUGUCUUAAAGGACCACUCUAGGCACCCAGACCACUUCAGCUUAAUGAAGUGGUCUGGGUGCCAGGUCCAGCUAGGGUUAACCUUUUUUUUUUUUUUUUUAAUAAACAUAGUUAUAUGCUGUUUAUAAAUGGGUUAAUCCAGCCUCCAAAUCCUCUAGUGGCUGUCUCAUUGACAGCCGCUAGAGGCGCUUGUGUGACUCUCACUGUGAAAAUCACAGUGAGAAUACGCCAGCGUCCGUAGGAAAGCAUUGUAAAUGCUUUCCUAUGAGACAGACUGCGCGUGCAGCUCUUACCACGCGUGCGCAUUCAGCCGAAGGGGAGGAGAAGAGGAGGAGAGCUCCCUGCCCGGCGCUGGAAGAAAGGUAAGUUUAACCCCUUUCCUCUCCCCAGAGCCGGGCGGGAGGGGACCCUGAGGGUGGGGGCACCCUCAGGGCACUAUAGUGGUCCUUUAAGUCAUCCAAUCACAGUAUUUGUGCAAGUGUGCUUCAGUUUUUCUUUUGCGUUAUGCAAUGAUAAUAUUGGUUUGCAGAUAUUCCAUUUAUUGUGUUUUGUAUUUUGUAUUUUUCUUUUUUCUUCAGAAAAGCAUGUAUGCCAGUCAAGGAAUUGUAAAGCUUCCGUUAUUUUAUUGAAACUGACAUUUUAAAAAUUAUAUGAACCAAGCAAUUAAAGGAAAUGUGUUAAAUAUACGCCAUGAAAUCAGUUUAAAGGAUAACUAUAGUGUCAGGAAAACAAACUUGUUUUCCUGACACUUUAUAACCCUUUGGACCCCCUCCCUUGGCGCUGAAGGGGUUAAAACCCCUUCAGCUACUUAGCUUUAUCCGGCGCUGGUGACCUCUCCUCCCCCGCCAACUUGGGCUCCCGAGUUGAGCGGCAAGUGCCGCGCGCGCAUUCAAACUGUCCAUAGGAAAGCAUUUAUCAAUGCCUUCCUAGGGACGCUCUGCACGCUGGAUGCGAAAAUCGCAUCUAGUUUUGCAGAGGCGCCUCUAGCUGCUGUCAGGAAGACAGCCACUAGAGGUUGGAUUAACCCUGCUAUGAAAACAUAGCAGUUUCUCUGAAACUGCUAUGUUUACGUCUGAAGGGUUAAAACCUGGGGGACCUGGCACCCAGACCACUUCGUUGACCUGAAGUGGUCUGGGUGACUAUAGUGUCCCUUUUAGCAUAAGCCAAGGAGCACACACGCAUGUACUUUUGUGCUGUACCCCUUUAUUAAAAACCAAUAAACAGUUAUAUACAUAAAUUCACAGAACCUGUGAAAGUAAUCACAACUAAAGGGGAAGUUAUGGGGAAAGGAGCUUAUGCUGUUGUUAAGCAAGUAGGAAGUUGAUCAAUAGGUGCUUUUAACAUUGGCAAACAAUGCUGAUUUCUGGUGAACAACUUCUGAGAAAUCUAGAAGGUAUGUUAACUACACUAUUUAUUUAUUGAUCUCCAAUAAAUUCUACUGGUAUGUGGAAAGGGGGAUACACUCUGGUAACUGCAUGACACUCCAUAAUUAAAAUAUGAAGAAUUGAUUAGUUCCAUUUCAAAUGGAUCAUGAGAACAAAACAAUAUUUUUGUGAUUUCUUUUUUUUUUUUUUUUUUUAUAAACAUUUUGCCCUUCUAUAAUUUGGACAUUCUCAUGAUGCCUAGCUAACCCUUCAAAAACAAUCUACAGCAGCUGCUGUGCCAAAGGUUCACUGGCUAAAAGGGUUCUCUGUAAAUUUUUCAUAAUGCAAAAUCCUAUGGUUUCAUUGUUUGUCAUAUAUAAUUAUAUAUUUAUUGUGUGUGUGUGUGUGUGUGUGUGUGUGUGUGUGUGUGUGUGUAUAUAUAUAUAUGUAUGUAUAUAUUUUUUUUAAUUUUUUUUUUUUUAAUAUAAUGUUAAACUAAAAUCUGCACACCAGUCAAGCCAUAAGACUUGCUUUUCCCACAGAAAGCACAAAUUUGCAGUGAUGUUACUACCGCAAAGGAUUCUGGAUGGGCAUAUGCAAAUUAGUUUAACAAAGAAUCACAUUUUCUUCAGGUGGAAGGGGGUUUUCAAUCACUGUUUUUUCCCUACCGUAACUUUUUUGUUUUUUGAUAUUGAAAAACAAAAAAGUUACGGUAGGGAAAAAACAGUGAUUGAAAACCCCCUUCCACCUGAAGAAAAUGUGAUUCUUUGUUAAACUAAUUUGCAUAUGCCCACCCAGAGAGAGAGAGAUAUAUUUAUGUAUUUAUGUUCGGUGCUAUUCUUGUAACGUAUAUAUCGUAUGGUGUAACCAUAGGUAUGAACAAGUCAGUUGAAGUGUGCUGAAACCGACGUAUGCGGUAGGCCUGUAAUAAAGAGGGCCCACCCUGGAUAUAAAAUAAUAAAUUAAUUGAGUUGAGGGAGUGGUGGGUGGGGCCUGCCGAAGUCAAAACUACACGGUGAUGCAGAGAAAGGGGGGUGAGUUUAAAUAGGAUCACCACGCCCCUCCCACAACUCCAGGCAAGCCUUUACAUAUAUUAUAAUUUUUAACCUUACCAGGCUUGAAGAGGAAAUAAUCAACAAUUUGUUUUUCCACAGCAAGCAAGAAGAAAGACAAGGAGCGUCCUGAAAUUUCACCGCCAUCUGACUUUGAACAUACUAUACAUGUGGGCUUCGAUUCAGUUACUGGAGAAUUUACAGUGAGUAACUCGUGGCUGCUAAUAAGUAGGCAUUAUGACAUUCAGGACCUCAGCCGAUUGCACUGUGGUACAACAAAAUAACUGCACUAGGCAUUAAUAUGGAAGCUACUCUUUUGCAGAAUUUGUGCUGGUGACAUACUAUGCAUUGCCACUUGGGGCACCUCCUAUUUUCUGUACUACUUUUAGCAGCUAUUACGGGAUGGACAACAUAUCCCAUAAUGCUCUUACAACUUUAAAGGAUUACUAUAGUGUCAGGAACAAACAUGUAUUCCUGACACUAUAGUGGUAAAAUAACAAUUUAAGUCCCCUCUUCACUUUGGGGGAUAAAAAGGUGAUUUUAGUCACCUUUUUUUCCAGCAUGCGGCAUAGUAAAGCAUUGGGAGGCUAUUGCAUAUGCCUGGCAAAACAUACAGCCGCUACCCUGCCAUCCUGCCCGACUAUAUCAAGCUGAACUCCCACAGCAGUAUGCACCUAGGCCUGCCUAUCCGAUCCCAGCAUAUGCCAGACAAGUCUCCCAAGUGGCGAUGAAGGCGGAGGUACUGUGGGACCGCGAAUGCGGCACAGAAUCCGCCUACAUACAUCAGCCCUAGAGGACUUCCCCUCGUGCCUGCCCGAGCAGCUGGCUCACAGCGCAAGAUGUUCCGGUCAUAACCUUCUGAACCUUCCUGAUGGGGCCGCAACGCUUGAAGACAGCCAGAUUACAGCAGGACUAUAUGAGACCCAUAGAGGGUUUUGGCUGAAUUGAGCUCCCCCUUCAGCCUUCAUAUUGCAAACCUUGGUUAGAAAUUUUUCAAAUUUAUGUUCUGAGCCUAAUCUUAUGUUUAUAUCCUGACUUUUUUUUUUUUUAUGGGGGCCUUACUAUCAAACUACCCAAGGUGGGGGUCUAUGGGGUGUUCACACACUAUGUUGAUGUAGCAAUACCAAGCUCAACACAAUUCUUGCGCACUAACCUUAUCUAACCCUGAACUGGCAAGCUUAACUUGUUCUGACGCUUAAUAUUUACUGUCAGUGUCACAAUUGCCAGCACUCAUCAAUCUUGGUCACAGAGGGUUCCUUUCUUAUGGCUGUCACAUGACAUAACUAACCCUCACUGAUCCCUGUGACUUUGCCUUCACUACCAUACUAUUAUCAAAGGUGCAGAUUACCCGUUAUGCCACACAAAUCUUUUACUAUGUUUCAUAAUAUUUGCAUUAACUGCUGUGGCUCUGCAAGUCUGCUUGUAUGCCUAUGCACAACAUAAAAUAAAUAAUUUUUUUUUUUUUUUUUUAAAGUGUUCGCUUGUUGCAUAUCAUGAUAUACCUUUACCAACUUUAGUUUUUUUUUUUUUGUUUGUUUUAGGGAAUGCCAGAGCAGUGGGCACGUCUGCUACAAACCUCAAACAUAACUAAGCUUGAACAGAAGAAAAACCCACAGGCUGUGCUGGACGUACUAAAAUUCUAUGAUUCGAAGGAUACUGCUAAGCAGAAAUAUCUGAGUUUCUCUGCCCCAGGUAAAAUUAUGCACAAAUGGCAACUUUGCAUGUAACCAUUGAAGGAGUGUAUAGUUUGUGUAAACUCCCUGAAAACUUUUUCAUUUUUCUAAAAUAGUCUUUGUUGUAAGUACACUGUCCUACAAAUGUUGUGUAUAUUUUUAAGCCCAUAUUCCUAUAGGUGGUCCUUCGUCAUUUUGAUUAAAUAUUUGUAAUUUUUAACUCUGUCUAUGAGUCUUAAGUUAUUUAAAGCUACUCAUACAGAGAUUAACCACUUUGUUGCUGGCAGAGUCAUUAGCCAGUCCAGAGCAUAGUUCUGGGCUGGCUAUUGUCAAUCUGUUGCAAAAAUGCAAACUGAUGCCAGCACACUCAGCAUGUUCGUGACUAAGCCCCUCACUCCACUGAGCGUGUGACAUCGGCCAUAGAAGAUCUGGCUGAGAUAAUUUUACAUUUUUUUUUUUUUUUUUUUAAGCCUUUUUAAUUUUGUCAUGGUGGGACAGUUUAGCACGGAAGAGGUUACUGCAAGCAAAACCAGUGUUUUUAUAAAAACCUGGUUUUUGUUUAAAAAAAUAAAAUAUACAAUUGAGUUGAUGAAAUUGUUUACAAUUUAAUGCUAGCCUUUUCUCUUUCUAGAUAAAGAUGGGAUCCCUUCUGGUGUAUCACCUGCUGUGAGUAUUUUAUUUUUAGUAAUUGAACCUUUGUACGUUUUGUUUAAAUAUUUGGGUGGUUUAUUAUUUGUAUAUAGAUAACAUUCAGAAAAGUAGACUCUUUAGUUUAUUACUUUAUGGUUAUUCUACUCAUGUUUUUAAUUCUUUGUCAUAAUCUUGCAUCUAUAAAUUAAACAGAUUGGAAAUAUAUAUUUAUGAGAUGAACUGUUAUGAAGUGUGCUGCCUUGUAUUAUUUUUGCAUUAUUGUACAUCCUUUUCAGCCUCAUGCAAAGGGUUCGGAGCCUACAAGAGUGGCAACAGGUGAUGAUGAUGAUGAUGAAGAGGCUCCUCCUCCUAUUAUUGCUCCACGACCAGAGCACACAAAAUCGGUGAGUUGCUUAAGUAGAGCAAAUUUCUAAUGUUUUUGAAAAGCUUGACUUGAAUUACUACUACCACCAACAUUAAAGGGUCACAUAAAAAUUACUUAUUUUAAAAAUGGCAGUGUUUUCUGUAUAUUUUAAUUGCAAAUGCAGAAAGGGUGAAUGACAAAGAUGUGAAAACAAAUAUCUGGUAAUGUCGAUGGAAGCAAAGCUACUCUACAUGUUAAAUUGAGUGAAACAUCACAUAAAGCUCCACUAAGCGUUUGUGAAGUGGACAGGCCUUUCCCUAACUAUUACUGAAAUAGAAACAAGCUUCCAGUAACUUUAUUAGAUUGUUGGAGGUGAGCUUAGCAGUUCAUAAUGAUUGCGGAUUAAUUUACCCUUUCCUGACCUCGGAUGUACCUGGUACGUCCACGGCAAAUAGGCGCCAUUUACUUACCUGGAAGGGAGGGACUGCCAGAUAGCAGCUCUGGCACUCCAGGGCCAUAUGAUCACAUGGCCGCAAUAGUAGUCUAUGCCGUCCGCAAGGCAACUAAAAUGUGUGUAAAAAUUAAUAAAUAAUAAAUAUAUUGUGUUUGUGUAUAUGUAUGUAUGUAUAUACACCCAGUCUCCACUCAUUCAAAAAAUCAUUGAAAACGCACUUCUCCCAGAAAGCAUAUCAAUUAAACUGUUAGCAGGUUUUUAUCCCCCACUACCCAUGACUUCUCUCCUGCAACUGUCAAAAUUACCUACUAAGCCCGCAGUGAAUGCUUUUCUAACAACCUACUUCGUACCCCUACUUUUACCCAUUGUGUCACUACACCCCACUCCCUCUAGAAUGUAAGCUCAUUGAGCAGGGCUCUCCACCUCUCUGUUCAUGGAUGUCCAGUUGUUUGAUUACAAUUACAUGUCUGUUAGUCCACCCAUUGUACAGCGCUACGGAAUCUGAUGGCGCUAUAUAAAUAAUAUAAUUAUAUAUAUGUUUAUAUUUAUUUAAAUUUUAUUUAUAUAUAUUUUAUUUAUGUAUAUCUAUCUGUAUCUCAAAAAGAACCACACAGGAUCAUUAUAGUCUCAGGAAAACAAACUUGUUUUCCUGACACUAUGUAACACUUAGGUCCCCCCCACCCUCAGGGUUCCCCUCCCGCUGGGUUUAAGGGGUUACAACCCCUUCAGCCACUUACCUUUUAUCCAGCACCGGGCUCCAUCGGCGCUGGUGACCUCUCCUCCCCCACUGACGUCAGCUCCCGAGAGGAGCGGAAUGCGCAUGCACGGCAAGAGCCGCGAGCGCAUUCAAACAGUCCAUGGACAUUCUGCACGCUGAAUGCUAUUUUCGUAUCCAGCGUUGCAGAAGCGCCUCUAGUGACUGUCCAGAAGACCGCUACUAGAGGCUGGAUUAACCCUGCUAUGUAAACAUAGCAGUUUCUCUGAAACUGCUAUGUUUACAUCUGAAGGGUUAAAACCUGGGGGACCUGGCACCCAGACCACUUCAUUGAGCUGAAGUGGUGUGGGUGACUAUAGUGUCCCUUUAAAGUAAAAUUUAACUAUUUAAUCCAUUAAAAGAUGACGUUUCAGCUUCCACAUGGUAGCCCAGGAAUGAGAAUUACCCCCAUGAUGGCAUACCCUUUGCAAAAGAAGACAACCCAAGGUAUUGCAAAUGGGGUAUGCUCAGUCUUUUUUAGUAGCCACUUGGUCAUAAACUGUGGCCAAAGUUAGCGUUCAUAAUGGUUUUUUGCAUUUUUAACAUGCAAACAAAUAUAAAUGCUAACUUUGGCCAGUUUGUGACUAAGUGGCUACUAAAAAAGACAACAUCAUAACCCAUAUUGAAUACUCUGGGUUGGCUACUUUAAAAAAAAAAAAAAAGAAAAAAAAGUUGUGAAUCAGAGAUUUAUGACAGAUAACAGUGUUACAAUGUUACUUUGAUACAUUUUAAAAAUAAAUAUUUUGAAACCGCAAUGUCCUACUUUUAUUUAUAGCCCUAUAACUUUUCAAAAAAAAGCUAAGAACAUGUUAACAUUGGUUAUUUCUAAACUCAGGACAAAAUUUAGAAACUAUUUAGCACAGGUGUUUUCUGGUGGUUGUAGAUGCGUAACAGAUUUUGGGGGUCAAAGUUAGAAAAGGUGUGUUUUUACAUUUUUUUUCAUCAUAUUUUAUAAUUUUCUUUACAGUAAAUGAUAUGAUGAAAAUUAUGGUAUCUUUAGAAAGACCAUUUAAUGGCAAGAAAAACUGUAUAUAAUGUGUGGGUAUAGUAAAGAGGAAAAUUACAGCUAAACACAAACACCGCAGAAAUGUAAAAACAGCCCUGGUCCUUAAAGGACCACUAUAGUGCCAGGAAAACAUACUCGUUUUCCUGGCACUAUAGUGCCCUGAGGGUGCCCCCAACCUCAGGGACCCCCUCCCGCCCGUCUCUGGAAAGGGGUUAAAACUUACCUUUUUCCAGCGCUGGGCGAAGAGCUCUCUGCCUCCUCUCCUCCUCCGUUACGCCCCGCCGGCUGAAUGCGCACGCGCGGCAAGAGCUGCGCGCGCAUUCAGCCGGUCUCAUAGGAAAGCAUUUAUAAUGCUUUCCUAUGGACGCUGGUGUGCUCUCACUGUGAAAAUCACAGUGAGAAGCACGCAAGCGCCUCUAGUGGCUGUCAAUGAGACAGCCACUAGAGGGAAUAGGGGAAGGCUUAACCCAUUAAUAAACAUAGCAGUUUCUCUGAAACUGCUAUGUUUAUUAAAAAAUGGGUUAACCCUAGCUGGACCAGGCACCCAGACCACUUCAUUAAGCUGAAGUGGUCUGGGUGCCUAGAGUGGUCCUUUAACUGUAAGAAUACUGAAAAACAUGUUUGUGUUCCUGACCCUGUUGUGAUCCUUUAAUCUUUCCUGCAGGCUCUAUGCCAUGGAAAGAUGCAACAAAAUUAUAUUGUUACACAAUUAAGAAACAAAAUGUAUCAAAAAGUCACUCAUGAAGUAGAGAGCUGUAAAAUAUGCUGCAGGUUCUUAGUCACUGCUUCAGAUUUUUAUAUGGAUCAAAAUUUUAAAAUACAUUGUUUUUUUCAUCAAUUAUUUAGCCUGCUCAUCCUAAUAGUCAGAUUUCUGCAGUUUCUCCUUGUCCUAAUUGGCUUUUGGGAACAAUAUUGAGCCAAGGUUGAUAAUGGCAACUUUAUUUAUCAAUAAAUCCGUUCACCUAGGUCAGGCAUAGGCAACCUUCGGCACUCCAGAUGUUGUGGGCUACAACUCGCAUGAUGCUUUACCAGCAUUAUGGGUGUAAGCAUUAUUGGGGAUGUAGUCUACAACAUCUGGAGUGCCAAAGGUUGCCUAUCCCUGACCUAGGUCAUAGAUAAACUUAGAAAACAUAGAAUGUGACGGCAGAUAAGAACCAUUUGGCCCAUCUAGUCUACCCAAUUUUCUAAAUACUUUAAUUAGUCCCUGGCCUUAUCUUAUAGCUAGGAUAGCCUUAUGCCUAUCCCAUGCAUGCUUAAACUCCCUCACUGUGUUAACCUCUACCACUUCAGCUGGAAGGCUAUUCCAUGCAUCCACUAGUAAUACUUCCUGAUGUUCUUUUUAAACCUUUUCUCCUCUAAUUUAAGACUGUCCUCUUGUUGUGGUAGUUUUUCUUCUGUGGUAGUUUUGUCUCCUCUUUUACCGUGUUGACUCCCUUUAUGUAUAUAAAUGUUUCUAUCAUAUCCCCCCGUCUCAUCUUUCCUCCAAGCUAUACAUGUUAAGAUCCUUUAACCUUUCCUUGAAAGUUUUAUUCUACAAUCCAUGAACCAGUUUAGUAGCCCUUCUCUGAAUUCUCUCUAAAGUAUCAAUAUACUUCUGGAGAUACGGUCUCCAGUACUGCGUACAAUACUCCAAGUGAGGUCUCACCAGGGUUCUGUUCAAUGGCAGGAGCACUUCCCUCUUUCUACUGCUAAUACCUCUCGCUAUACAACCAAGCAUUCUGCUAGCAUUUCCUGCUGCUCUAUUGCAUUGUCUUCCAACCUUUCAGUCAUGUGAAAUAAUUACCCCUAAAUCCCAUUUCUCAGAUGUUGAGGUUAGGACUCUAUCAAAUAUUCUGUACUCUGCCCUUGGGUUUUUACGUCCAAGGUGCAUUAUCUUGCACUUAUCCACAUUAAAUGUCAGCUGCCACAACUCUGACCAUUUUUAUAGUCUACCUUAAUCAUUUGCAAUUUGGCUUAUCCCUCCUGGAACAUCAACCCUGUUACAUAUCUUAGUAUCAUCAGCAAAAAGACAUGCCUUACCAUCAAGACCUUCUGCAAUAUCACGAAUAAAAAUAUUAAGAGAAUGGGUCAAAGUACAGAUCCCUGAGGUACUCCUCUGGUGACAAGAUCAUGCUUCAAAUAUGCUCCAUUGACUACAACCCUCUGUUGCCGGUCACUCAGCCACUGCCUUACCCAUUCAACAUUAUUGAAAUCUGAAAUCCAUGUGAUUUUAGAUGUUCAACAAUCUUAUCCUUUAACAUAAUUUCCAUCACUUUCCCCAUUAAUGAAGUAAGGCUUACUGGCCUUUAGUUACCCGACUCCUCCCAACUUUCUUGUUAGUGGGCACAACAUUCGCUAUCUUCCAAUAGUAAUGUUUUAAUUUUUCAAUUUGAAAGCGGUUUUCCUUAUUUUCCUUACAGAUGUAUACCCGUUCUGUCAUUGACCCAAUACCACCUCCGGCUGGUGAUGCAGACAGUGCAGCAAAGAGUGCAGACAGGCAGAAAAAGAAAACGAAGAUGAGUGAUGAAGAAAUUAUGGAGAAACUCAGUAAGUUCAUAUUCUAUUCAGAAUUCCGAUUUUUGAAUUUUUUUUUUUUACUUUUUUCCGUCUCCUGUUUAUUGUUCCAAUUAGACAGUAUCGGCCUUCAUUGUAAAAUCAACAUUUGCUAAAUUAUUUAAAUAACCACUCAAGCAAUAUAACCACUACAAAUUUCUGAUGCCAUCCAACCUUAAGUUGUCAAGCCAUUUUAGCACAAUUUAACAACUUACCCGGAUCCCCCCCCUAGCACGUUUCUUUUUUGUUUUUCUUUCUUCUCCAGCAGAAGUUGCAGGGAUAGAGAACCUUUAGCACAUUGAGAUGUGCACUACAUCUUUCCAGAUGCUUUUCCAGCAUUAUGGCUGUAAGCCUUAUGGGAGAUUUAGUCACGUCAUCUGGAGUGCAGAAAGUGGUCUAUCCUUGCUCUAAAGCAAAGCUGGCUGAUGCAGGAAUGCACUCAGCUGUUUCUUUCAGCCAGUAAUUGCAUUCCUGCUUUGCUCUAAGCAGUGACAGCCAGCCUAAGCAGCGAGGGUGAUCUACAGGUAAGUUUUCAAAUUGCUAUGGUGCCCCUGGCACCAUAACCACUAUAGUGAGUUGUAGUGCUGACGGUGCUUGGAAUGUUCCUUUAAAUACAAUAGUUUAACUGGCUUCUGCUGUUUUUAGGAACAAUUGUAAGCAUUGGGGAUCCCAAGAAGAAAUACACCCGAUAUGAAAAAAUUGGUCAAGGGUGAGUAAUCUCAAAUCUUAAACUAUGAUAAUUUAAAAUAACUACUAAUAAUAGAGUAACAAUGUGGGGUUUUGCUCUCCUUGUUUGUUUAUUGUGCUUCUAAAUAAUGCCCUUUUAAAUAUUGCUUUGACAAUCCAGGUACCAUAACCACAAAGUAGCACAUGUAGUGGUUAUGGUGUUUGAAUUAUUUGUUUAAUAUAUUGCUGUGCAGCUGGGAUUCCUUCUAGAGUCAAUCUCCUAGAAAAAAACUAAGUUUGGGGAUUGGGAUAUUGCCAAGUCUGAUGUGGGUUGUACUUUAUAAAAAUUUUCAAUUUUUUUUGGUAUUUUUUUAUUUUUAUUUUGUGAUAUUCUUCAGUUUGUCUCUAUUGAGAAAUUUCGUUAAUAAUUCAAAGAUAGUGAUACAGUAAACAUUUUCAUAUUGUACAUUAGAUAUUUACUCUGUGAGCUUUAUAUUUCAGAAGGUUUUAAAACGUUUAACAUUUUGUUUCUUCUAGUGCUUCUGGAACAGUCUUCACGGCAAUAGAUGUUGCAACUGGUCAAGAGGUAAUGCAGUAGGAAUGCUUUUGUCCUCUCUCUAUUGGACUAGCAUCUUCCCCAAGUUCUAGAAUUUUUAAUAAACAUGUAACCAAUGCAAUUUUAGCACAGUGUAUCCCUGAAUGUUACUCUGAAAAUUUGGUGGCACACACGCCCCUGUCUUUUCCAUCAAGUUAGAUUUUUUUUUUUUUUAAAACACACAUUGACUGCAUUUUAAAGAUUUGAAAUUCCUUGAUAGUCAGACGUUACACAUGAGAAAGGAGCUAUUUCUUUGUAUUCAGACUUAUGUUCCAAACAUCCAAGCAGCAGUCUUAACAAGUGGAAUGUAGAUGCCCAUUUCUCACAGGACAGAGGUAGCAUUGAAAAGGUUAAAAAACAAAAUGCAGUACCCAACCCCUGUCUCCUUCCCUCCUAGCCUUAUAAAGGGCAACUCGACCCUGAGCUCCCCAGUAUUUGCCUGUCCUCAAGAGAGACCUGUCUGGUAGCAGAGCUAUCCCUACCCUUUGCAUAAUUGGUGCUUUUGGUGUUUUGGAUAGCCGUGUCAGGGGGCUGCUGCUCUUGGAGGGCUCUGUUUUUUUUUUUGUUUUUUUUUGACGGAUUGCUUGGCAUGUGCGCUUGUCCUUCAGUUAUUAUAGGAUAUGAACACACGACAGGCUCCUGUGUUUCACUCAUUUAUUAUUCUGCCCAAUCCGUGCCAGGUGACGGUAGAGGUGAAGAUGCAUCUGUAAGCACAGCUGGGAGGCUCCAAAGAGCCUGUUAUAGAGGUUGCAUUUUCAGAAAAUUCACUCAUGUACACAUAGCUUAAUCACUUCUGGAAAUCAGCAGGAGUUUGAUUUCUUUUUUUUUUUUUUUUAUUCUUUAUUUUUGUCAUGCAUGUAUCAACAACAAAUACACAGAGCCACAUCAGCGUCUGUGUGCAGCUUACAGCAGUUAACAUUGUCACAGGUUAAUACAGCACAUUUUUUAAAGUUAAAAAGUAAUAAGACAUAAAAAAAUAAAGACAAGAAAAAAAAAAAAACCAGACAAUUCUAUUAGCAGACAGUGAGGUGGAUAACACGCAGGACUCUAUACUCAUUCGAAUUCAAAUUCCGUUCUAAUGAGCAAUGGCAUUCUUGCUACUUUUAUUGCUUAUUGAUCUAAGAAGGGACCCAGUAACUGUGUGAGAUGCCCAAAAAAUAUCAGGGGAUUGAUGAAUAUAACGAGUUAGUACAAGGAGUUUGAUUUCUGAUUAUGAAAAGUAAGCUGUUUAUCUACCUUUUUUUAAUUUUUUUUUUUUUUUAAAUCUUCUUUACCUUCUGACUAGGUUGCUAUUAAACAAAUAAAUCUUCAGAAGCAGCCCAAGAAAGAACUGAUCAUCAAUGAAAUUCUGGUGAUGAAAGAACUGAAGAACCCAAACAUUGUAAACUUUUUGGACAGGUACCAUAAGAUGCACCUUUGUAUUUGUAAUGCUUAUUCACAUGUCAAGCUAAUCCAUGUUGUCACUGAACCUGUGAGGCAUAUGUGCUUCCUUUUUAGAUGUGAUAAACCGUUUUUCUUAAAGGACAACGGCUAUUACACUUUUACAUCUCGUUUAUUACAUUUAAUGAAAAUCAAUAUUUUUUAAAUUAUGGUUUUGUAAUAGAAAAUUUUACUUUUCCUGACACAUGGUGGCAGUACAGUAGGGAUGUAUUCUUCCCUCGGGACAAGCAUCUGAAAUAAAAAAUAAAAAAAGUUCCUCCCCUUACCAGGUAUAAGAGGCCAAACCAGCCCUGGGACCUCAGUUCUCUUUCUUGUUCCAUCAGGAACGGACUGCAUCUGGAAUGAGAUGGUGAGGCACAUGGGUUGCUGCCAGGGGGAUGCGGUGUGAUAGCCCCCGGGUGGAGACCUGAAUGGCCAGCAAGCAUCCUGCAGGAUUACGGAGCAGGUAUGGUAAGCCUGCUUUAUGCCGAGUGCAGUCACCGGCGAAGCAGGGAGGCAGUCUCUAGUGGCAGCAAAUCACUGCCCGUCGGAGAUGCAUGCGCACGGCGGAACGCACGCCCAGGUGGUUAUGCGUUCCACCGGAGUUCCGACCGCGCUAUGCGCAUGCGCGGUCUGAACUCCCCAAAAUGGCGCCAGAUCUUAAAUGGAUCUGCCUAUUUAUGCUGUGCAGAUCUUACUGUCAGCAUGGAGCUCGGCAUUGAAGGUCUCCCGUGUCUUCAGCCCCUUUCCCUCUCCUCCCCCCCCUCACGGGUCAGAGGUUUUAGAGGUAAAGAUUCUUUAAGUCUUGAAUCUUUAAAACUCUCUAUUUUUGUUGUUUCUACAAAUAUGGUUUAUUUGCUUAUUUAUUGCAGAUAUGUCUAGUCCUGUCGCUACUGAUAAUAUGGAUAAAGACAAAGUGCCUGCACCUGCUUCUAAAAAAGCCAGUUCCAAAGUUCUCUGUUGUAGUGAAUGCUCCACUCUACCAGAUGGUUUUAAAAGGAAAGUCUGUAAUAUUUGCUCUUCUUUGACGCGAGAAAAAUCCAAACAACAAGAGAUGAAAUCUUUUUUGUCUUGGUUUCAGGAUAAUCUGGCCCAGUCUUUUAAAGAGCCUGCACACACUUCUCCUGUAAAAGCUACUAAACAGAAGUCUAAAAGGAAGAGAACACCGUAUAGUUCAGAACUAUCCUCGGGUGACUGUUCUUUUUCUUAUUCAGAAUCCUCUAGCGACUCUUCUGUUACUGAAGUUGGUUUUCCUCAUGAUGAAUUGAGAAAAUUUAUUAAAGAAGUUAAUGUUAUCCUUUCUGAUGAAACGGUAGACAAAUCCAAGGGUAAAGCACUUCCAGUCCAACAAAAAAUGCUGGAUUUGAUAUUUAGAGAAUGGAAGAACCCUGAGAAAAGGGCUUUUAUCUCCAGACAUUUUAAAAGUAUUGUUAAAAUGGAGGAGGAAGAUAAAUGGGAAGAAUUGACGGUAGUUGAUGUACAAGUGGCUCAAUUGUCUAAAAAAACCUACUAUGCCUAUUGGCGAAGUUUCUGGUCUGAAAGACCCUAUGGAUAAGAGGGCUGAAACUUCCAGCAGAAGGGCUUAUCAGGAUGCAGGUUUUCAGGCUAAAGCAGCAUUAGCCAGGGCUUCAGUGGUGAGAGCUCAGAAUCUUUGGCUUAACACUUUGGAAGAUGGUCUGGGUGAUCACCAAGACAAAGGCCUUUUCCCUCCUGUUCCAAAGGUUGUCUGAGUACCUUAUGGAUAUUAUCCUUGUCUCCUCCUACCGGUCGAAGUUAAAAAACCAAGCCCUUUUUUCUGCCACGGUCUCCCUAUUAAGAAAAGGUGUGGUAGAAAGGAUUCCAACUUCCCAAGUAUAUCAGGGUGUAUACUCCUGGUUGUUCCUAGUCCCAAAACCAGACAUGUCUUUUCGUCCAAUCUUGGAUCUAAACAAGCUCAUUCUUUACCAACAUUUCAGAAUGGAGACUAUAGCGUCUGUCACUCAUCCUUCGAAAAGGAGAUUUCAUGGCAACUUUAGAUCUAAAGGAUGCCUACCUGCAUAUUCCUAUGGAUGUGAAAUCAAGAAAAGGAAAAAUGUCCAUUUCCAAUUCAGAGCCCUUCCAUUCGGGCUAGCUUCAGCACCCAGGAUUUUUACAAAGGUCCUCACACCUGUCACAGCUUUUUUGAGGAUGCAAGGAAUCACAGUACCUUACUUGGACGACUGGUUAAUAAAGGCAGACUGAAGAGAUUCGGUCUUCCAGUCAUAGACCUUAUGGCAAGAAGAUCAAAUGCAAAAGUAAGAUCCUUUGCCUCCCUCUUCAAGGCAGACAAGCCGCUGGUAAUGGAUGGUCUUUCGAUCCAGUGGGAGUUUCCCCUUGCUUAAAUUUUCCCCCCAGUAAGCCUUGUCCCAAGGAUUCUGCAAACGGUAACAUCAAAUCAAGCUCAUAUUCUGGCCAUAAUACCGUACUGGCCAAACCGCAGCUGGUUCUCGGUUUUAAAGAAGAUGGCUUGAAAGUACUGGAUUCUCCCGGUCACACCGGAUCUUCUGGAAAACUAGGGAAUUCCAGUAGAAGUAUUGAACAUGUUCAGGUUGACAGCUUGGCUGCUGCAUGGCUAAUAUUACAUAAUAGGGGCAUUAAAGAAGAGAGGUUUCAGUUAAUGUUCUACCAGGAGCUCUACCUCUUCUAUCUACUUAAAAAUUUGGAUGAGAUUUCUUCACUGGUGCAUAACUCAUCGUUGCAUAGGAUCAUCUCCUUCUAUUGAUCCCAUCCUUAAUUUUUUGCAAGAUGGUCUUGCUCAAGGUUUUAGUCUGUCUACCCUCAAAGUCCAAGUUUCUGCUCUGUCAUUUUUUAGUAAAAAAUAAAAUAGGCUUCUGAUCCUCUCAGGAGAUUUUUUAAAGCUGUAAGACUCGUAAAGCCUCCUAAGAAAAUCUGUUUUCCCUCUUGAUUUGUCUUUAGUUUUGAGAUCUGUGUACUCAGCCUUUCGAACCUUUGGAAGAAGCUUCAUUGAAGAAUCUGUCCCUGAAGACCAUGUUUUUGGUGGCCAUUACUUUGGCUAAGAGGAUAGGGGAACUCCAGGCCCUUUCUUCCUCUCCUGAUUUUUACAAAAUUUCUUCUGAAUAAAGUGGUUAUGUACCCUAAGCCUUCCUUUCUUCCAAAAGUCAUCUCCUUCAAGGUUAUCAACCAACCUAUUUUUCUUCCUUCCUUUAAUGGUCCAUCUAUGCCAGAUUGGGAAUUUGAUUGGAGCCAACUAGAUGUUGGUAGGUCUCUGAAAAUCUACUUGGACCGCUCCUCUGCGUAUAGGAUGACUGAUCAUCUAUUCGUAAGUUUCUUUGGAAAUUUUAAAGGCCAAGUUGCCUCCAAGGCCACUUUGGCAAGAUGGCUGGUUGAUUCUAUUAAAUUGGCUUAUUCUACCUCAAAUCUUCCUCUGCCUGCCUCCUUGAAAGCACAUUCUACUAGAGCCAUGGCUGCCUCUUGGGCUGAAAAAGCGUGUGCCUCUCCGGAAGAUAUAUGCAAGGCGGCUACCUGGUCUUCUUUCAACACUUUUGUCAAACAUUACAGGCUAGACUUAUUCUCUGCCUCUGACGCUGAUUUUGGGCACAAGGUGUUACAAGCUGUUAUUGCCUAAAUUCCUGCCCUUAGUCUGAGAUCUCAAUAUAUCCCUAUUGUACUGCCACCAUAUGUCAGGAAAAACUGUAAUUUUACUCACCGUAAAUUCCUUUCUCCUUAAUAUGGUGGCAGUACAUCAAUCCCUCCCUUUAUGUGUGUAUGUAUGUAUGUAUAUAUAUGUAUGUGUAUAUGUAUAUAUAUGUAUAUAUAUAUAUAUGUAUAUGUAUAUGUAUAUAUAUAUAAAUUUUUUGGGUGUUCUAUGGAUUCACUGAGGUGUUCUUGGUACGUACUGAGAUCCCAGGGCUGGUUUGGUCUCUUAUACCUGGUAAGGGUAGGAACUUUUUAUGUUAAUUAUUUAUUUAAGAUGCUUGUCCCUAUUGUACUGUCACCAUAUUAAGGAAAAAGGAAUUUACGGUGAGUAAAAUUAUUUUUUAUUUUUUAUUUUUUUUUAUCUGGCUGACCAAAAGCUGCAAAAACUUGCCUACUGUAGUUAUUGUUCUACAUUAAACGGCGGCAGCCAGGCCAGUUAGGUUGAGCAGCCGUUGGACGGAUAACAGUAGAGUCUGAUGCAACACCUGAGUGCAUGUUCUAAUCUUAAGAAAACCAGUAUUGUGCUGAUGAACUGGGCACAGCUGGAGUUAUUUACAAAUCUAUCACGUGUUGACAUAAAACGCUUGGUCCGAAAGAGCUAGUUAUUGUAAUCGGAGACUAGAAAGUAUGGAAUGAAAUAAAAAAUGUGUUUGAGUAGAUUUGUACAUUCUGUUAAUUUCUCUAACACGUGACAUGAUGUCCUUACCUGUCUGUCUUAAUGCAUUUUUAAGUAACACAUUUCAUUUCUUGUGCAGUUUCCUAGUUGGGGAUGAACUGUUUGUUGUAAUGGAAUAUCUAGCAGGUGGGUCUCUCACAGAUGUAGUAACAGAAACCUGUAUGGAUGAAGCACAGAUUGCAGCUGUGUGCCGGGAGGUGUGUACCACUAUCUUGAUUUAACUUUGCGAUUAUUAAAAUCAAUUAAUUUUCAAAGCUGAAAAGGAAACUUUACCCUAACUAGGGUUAAAAUAUGCUAACCAUAUGAGUAAAUGUCACAUUUUGUGCUGAGAGAAAGUUUACCUACCAGCGCUAAACAAAAUGCUUUAAAAACAUGAUGCGUACUUGAAGUCCCAAGAUUCGCAACUUCUGCUAUGAACAGGAACACUGCCACUUUUGUUUAAAAAUAAAUAAAAAAAAUUUAAAAAUUGGGAUGUUUUACAUGGGUGGUUUAAAAUGACAGGACCACUGCACUCAGACUUAAUUGAAGUGGUUUGAGUGACUUUAGUGGUCCUUUUUAAAUGCAAGCUUUUCACAUGUCUCUUACACACUGAUAGAGCAGUUCAGUUUUUAGUUGAAUGCAUUGGCAGAUCUGUUUGCAACUAUCUUAAUUAAAAAGUAGUAACUAGAAAUUGCCUGGGUUCCAUUUACUAUUUUUUUCCCAAGGCCACUUAUGAGUGCCACGUCAGAACAAACUAUUUUUCAUCAUAGUUAUAAAAGAAUGCCAAUAGUGUUAGAACAGCACAUCUAUACAUGUUUAGGAAGUGAUGUACUGAUCCACAGAAAAGGAACCUGCAGAUUUGGAUGAAAGGGGGAAUACAAUAAACGAGAUUCUAAAACGUAUUAAUGUAUCACACAUAUUGUUAAAUAUCUGGCUGUGCACAAAAUGCAUAUGAUGAAUAAAUUACUUUUCCUAGUACUAGUCAUUAUUUUAAUUUUAUUUGGGUGUUUUAGGAUCUGAUAAAAUCCCAAUAUAAAUAUCAUGAAAGUUUAUGAAGUUUAUUUAAUGGCACCUAUAUACUUUGAAAUUACUGAUGUGUAAUGAUUUGUCUCUAUUUUUGUUGUAGUGUUUGCAAGCCCUAGAGUUCCUCCAUGCAAACCAGGUUAUCCACAGGGAUAUCAAGAGUGACAAUGUGCUUCUAGGAAUGGAUGGGUCUGUCAAACUUAGUGAGUAUAGGCCUUCCAUGAAUUGGAAAACUGACUUGCAACAUAAAAUCUUUUGUGAUUUCUUUCUUUAUUCAUUAAUUUUCCAAAACUGUGUCAGAAGAAAGGUAUUUUACAUCUAAGCAGAUUGCUUUAAACCUGUUUUGGUGUAUUCAGCAGUCAAUCCUAAAUCAAGAUGAUGUCAUUUAUGGGGUGGUUUAAAAUGCAUAUAUCCUAAGAUGAAGGCACACUAAAGGUCAAUGAAGUAAAGAUUCAAUAUUCUAUAAUAUAAUAACUUGGGAGUUACGCAACAUGCACUACUGAAUAGGAUAAAAGGAAACUAUUAGGACUACUUGUAUCAUGAUUUUUGCAAGUGAUUAUAGUGCUUGGAGUGUCCCUAUAUUCAUGACCUGAACAAUCUUUCUACAGCCGACUUUGGCUUCUGUGCACAGAUCACCCCAGAACAAAGCAAGCGUAGCACGAUGGUUGGAACCCCUUACUGGAUGGCUCCUGAAGUAGUUACCAGGAAAGCAUAUGGUCCUAAAGUAGAUAUAUGGUCUCUUGGUAUCAUGGCCAUUGAGAUGGUUGAAGGAGAGCCACCUUACCUCAAUGAAAACCCUCUAAGGGUAAGUUGGUGUGCAUCUAUUGUCUCAAGUGAUAAUCGAAGUACAUUUUGUUCAUUGUCUGUAAGCUUUUGAUUUCUCUCACUAGGCAUUGUAUUUGAUUGCUACUAAUGGAACCCCAGAACUGCAGAAUCCUGAAAAGCUGUCCCCUAUAUUCAGAGAUUUCCUGAACCGCUCUCUGGAAAUGGAUGUGGAAAAGAGAGGAUCAGCUAGAGAGCUCCUUCAGGUAAGUACAAUUUAAAUUUAAAAAAAUUUAAUAUUCAAAUGGAAAUAUUUUGUUCCUGAUUAAUAGAGUUUAGGGCUGAUCCUGGGGGUGCAUAGGGAAGGUAGAAGGGUGCAGAGAGGAACAAGCCAGUGGCCUGUCACAGGGGGCCCAGGAGAUGGCCACCUUAAGUAGCUUCCGAAGCAGGUAGCUGCCACUAAGGCAGAGUAGGCACCUGCUUAGCUGGACGGCAGGUGCCUACUCUGCCGAAAUAUAUUGGUGGCAAGGGAGCGCUGAUCUUACAAUUACUCACUGGUCCCUUGCGAGCCCUGCAAUGAUCCCAGGAGUCAAAAUAUGUAAUCACUGAACAUCUAUAAAGCCACUGGACCCUAGGGAGAGGAUCCACACCAGUUUACCCAAAGUUAAAAUUAAAUAAAAUUAAUUUGUCAGUGUGUCUGUCUACAAAAAGGGGUGUGGAUUAUAGAUGGAGAGGUGGAGUCUUUGCCAAUGAAACAUGCAUGUCUGGACUGGACAUUUGCAAAAGGGAGGGGUUGGUAAGAUGACCAUACCCACCUGGGGACACCCACAAAUAUUCUUCACCUAAGCAUUUGUGACCCUAAGAUCGACCCUGACCGUUACACCUUAAAGUUGUUUUUAUGUCUUAUGACUUAUUGCCAAAAAAAAGUUUGUUUAGUACUUGCCCAUGUGGUGCUAGGUUUGUGAAUUAUAAAAUUGUUUUGAUCAACUUAUUUCUAGUUAAGCUUGUACAGUUUUUAACUGACAAUUUUCUUCUCUUUUGUUUUUGUUUGUUCUUCACAUAGCACCCGUUUUUGAAACUCGCAAAACCACUGUCCAGCCUGACUCCUCUAAUCCUGGCUGCAAAAGAAGCAAUGAAAGGCAAUCGUUAAUGGACUGCCUGUUAUCCUUUCGUCCAUGGCCUUCUUCUCACUUGCCCUACUCCCUUUUUAACCACCUCAAUAUUCUUGAAGUGCCACUCCUACCCAUGUCACAUGGACAUCGGAGACAAGGGUAGGAAUAAAAGUCUCCUGUGAAGGAACAGAUAAAAUGCUAUGUAUUCUUCCCUUGCCGUGAAGAUGAAAAUACUGAACGUCAUAAGAGAAGGAAACUGAUCUCUCCAAAUUUUGUGUGUGUUCCUUCCAGGAAAAGAAAAUUUCUUAAAUUUGUGGCCUUUUGAAAAUCCCUGAGAUUUCUAGGGAAUUGACUGCAUUAUGGAAAUAGUUUUUGUAUGUCUUCUCUUUUCCUUGGAGGGCAUUGCUCCUUUUUUUUCCUUUUUUUCUGGCCUUCUCUUGAUACUUGAAUAACUCUCACACAAGUGGUGAAGCCUUAAUGUUCUUUCUCUGCUGACUCCUCAGAUUCUACUUCCUCUUCGGGUGCCUGGAUAUGUUUUCUUAUAAAGGAAAGAGGUGCUUUUAUGCUGUCUAUCAACUUAUCAUAUGCUUAUUGCAUAAGCAGGGCAAAAAUGACAACUGAUUUACAGGCAAGAAAUGUAGCCAACGGUUUUCAUGUCAGUGCUGCCAGCUAUUAUUUGGAAAGCAAUAUGUUGGAUUUGCAGGCAUGACAAAUAUUUCCACACAACCUGAAAAGUUCUCUCUUCCAUUCUUUUUGUUUCUACUUUUAUACAAAAGAGAAGUGGGUUCAGGAAGGGAUGCAGAAUGGAUCUGAUACCAGUUUUUGAGAAUAGUGCUGUAAAUGUUCUGUGUUGGCCAAAAUGGUGUUGUGUGGGGGAGGGGGAAGAUCAUUAAUGUACAUAAAAUAGGGGACUAAUAUUUGAAAUGUUACCAGUUUUCCCAUGUGUCAAGUGCUCUAAGCACACUGAUCUUUGUAUUGUCUUUACAAAAGUUAUUAGUUUAUUUCCUCCCCCUGCCCCCUUUUACAUCCAUCCAUCCAUCUUUCUUUAAUUUAAUGAGAUGUAGUGCCAAAGUUAAAUCUGCGUUACAAGAUACUCCCUCUCCCCUAAAACCGAUGCCUGUAUAUUAAUUUAACUACUAAAGAAAUUUAGUUUAGAAACUAUUUUUUUUCCUCUUCUCAAAAUUGAAGUGCCUAUUUUAUCUUGUUCAUUUUAAGUAAUCGAUAUACCAAUCUGCUAAUGUUCUCUGUGUAAUUGUUGGGUUAAUUUGCACUUCUGUGCAACAUCUGUGUAAAAAACAUUGUUUAUAAAAUAACUUGUAAUACAUACAUUGCUUUUUAAAACCGUAGAAGUGAUGUAUCCCAUACUUGUGUCAAUGCAAAUAAAUCCAGCAAUUUCUACUUGAGAUAAGCAUUUUCUUAAGCUUGUGAUAACCAGCUAGUACUGCUCUUUUACAUUGGUUAGUUAUCUGACAAAUGUGUUUUCUUCAUACAUGUGAACAAAAGGGAAUUGUAGUUCCAUGUUGUAUACCAGCUCCUCCUUAUGUUUGGUUUUUCUAUUCUUUAAAGAACUGGAUAACAAACCAGCCGCACAUAGUAAAUGUCACAUAUCAAAGAGGCUAGAGAAUAGUAUGUGUAUACAGUUUGUGGAAAAUUCAGUGUAUUUAAAAAUCCAGGGCUCAUGACUUGACUGGGAAAAAAAACAAAAAAGAUUGCCUGGUGUGGUUCCUUUCAUUGUGUUUUCAUGCUAAAAGCAAUAACUCAUAUGCCACAGUUUAUAUUUAAUUAAACCAAUGAAUUGUAGAAUAUAUCCUGUCUCUUGGCACUGAAGGAGUUAAAAUAGCUCUCAACAGUUUCUUUACAUUCUAUUGGAUGACAUGGGCCCGAUGCUAAACUGCAUACAUGCAGCAAAAUUCAUUUCUUUUUUUCUUUCUACUUUACUGUUAGAGGCUACUGACUCAACCACUUUAGCUUUUUUUUUUUUUUUUAAACUUAUGUCUUAUCCGUGCAUAUGUAAUCUGACCUGAUUGAUUAUGAAUGUGAACAGGUGCAUGGAUGUAAUCUUUUCAUGAUUCUUUGAAAGUGCGAUGUUUAGCACUGAUAUAGAUGUAACUAUUCAGUUACAAGGGUUUUUUUUUUUUUUCUCGUUUUUUUUUUUCUCCUUUACACACCACAUCAGUAUGGUCCAUUCACACUUCAGACGUUUUUGAGAUGUUCUGAGAAUUGCACAUGUGGUUGACAAUUUCUCAGAGCCUACAUUAUGCUAUUUAUUUUUACUGGGAGCUCUAUCCUGUCUGUGUCCAUUUAUGAUCCAUAAAAUAAGUGCUUUGAAUUGCAAACUGAUUCAGAAUACAAUCUCUAUCUUAUGAAUAUGAUUUUGUUGGUACUUUACCAGCAAAUUGUCAAUGAGAUUCAGACCCUGGUACUGUGUGGAUACUGAUCUAUGACAAAUCAUACGGUAUCUGAACAAAGUCUAAGGACGGUUAGUACAUUUAUUUGAGUAAAAUUUUAGAAGGCUUUGCCUCUCAAAUUUGAGGUGUGUAAAUAGCUAGAGUCUAAUUGUUACAAGGCUGUACAUAGUCAGUCUUUGAUUUUUUUUUUUUGAUUUUUUUUUCCUGUAGGGUAAAGCAUUAAUUUGAUAUAGGGGAUAUGGUUAGUUUUAUAUUUUAUUUUUUUUAUUUUUGUAACCACAUCUAUUUCCUUAUUAUCCUUGAGAGAAACAAAGGGAGAUUUUCAUUAACAGUGUGUAUUGAUCUAGACAUGUAAGUAAUGCCAUGUAAAACUGAGUGUCUCACUUAAAUGUCAAAUCUCUUUUUACAGCAGUUUCUCUAAGCCCUGUAAUAGUCUGCACAGUGUGCAGGUCUGACUGUGUACUCAAGGUGUAUGCUGUAACCACUCCAGUCUCCUCUAUCUUGGAAUCUACAGAACUAUUUGUAUUUCGUUUCUACCCCCCUCUCAGGUUCACCUUUGCCUUUAAAUAGCCUUUUGCAUGCAGAUAUUUCUUACUUCUUCUUGAAACCCCAUCCAGCAGUUCUUUCUUUUUGCCCUUCUGUUUAAUUUAAUCCCAUCUUUAUUUAAUUGUUAAUUUUUACGGCAAUAACUACUGAAUCAUUUGUGUGCGUCGUCUUUGCUUGGAAUAAACUUUUUUGUUUUAUUUUAA